GUGAGUGUGGCUGGGAUGGAUGUGAAGCUGCAGUGAGGAUCUGCCAAGAAAUCCCUGAACCAACUGCUGUAUACUCUGUGCUGUACCCACAGCCCCCCCCUGUACUCUGUGCUGUGCCCACAGCCCCCCCCCCUGUACUCUGUGCUGUGCCCACAGCCCCCUCUAUACUCUGUGCUGUGCCCACAGCCCCCCCUCUGUACUCUGUGCUGUGCCCACAGCCCCCUCUGUACUCUGUGCUGUACCCACAGCCCCCUCUGUACUCUGUGCUGUACCCACAGCCCCCUCUGUACUGUACCCACAGCCCCCUCUGUACUGUACCCACAGCCCCCUCUGUACUCUGUGCUGUACCCACAGCCCCCUCUGUACUCUGUGCUGUACCCACAGCCCCCUCUGUACCUCUGUGUUGCACCCCAGCCCUCUGUAUGCUGUACCCACAGCCCCUCUGUACUCUGUGCUGUACCCACAGCCCCUGCUGUACUCUGUGCUGUACCCACAGCCCCCUCUGUACUCUGUGCUGUGCCCACAGCCCCCCCUCUGUACUCUGUGCUGUACCCACAGCCCCCCUGUACUCUGUGCUGUACCCACAGCCCCCUCUGUACUCUGUGCUGUACCCACAGCCCUGCUGCACCCUCUACUGUUGCUAGAUCCACAGGUUUCUGCCACACUCACAGCUCCCUGCUGCACCCCACCUCCUGGAGGCUGCACCCCAAAAUCCCUGCUAACUGGGAGGGGGUUGUCUUUGUGCUUUCUGCUCCUUGGAUCAGGUUUCUUCCUUUCUGGGGCCAGUUACAGAGGCUUUAACUACCCUUGGAGGGCCCCUAAAACAGCUUCACCCCAUCUGGGACCAGCUACAAAGGAUUUAUCUGGAGAGCUCUCACCUCAAAUCUGCAGCAGCCUACCUCACUGGGGCUUUAAUUACCCCUGGGGGCCACAAACGGAUUGUCCUCCAAUCUGGGAUCACUGGAGAGACUUUAUCUGCAUCCCCCCUCUGUGACUUGGAGGGCCCCAUCCCAGGACUGAUGGACUUCCUACAAGUGGGGACAACUUUCUAGGAGUUCCAGGAACCAACAUCACUGUGUGUCACCCCUCAAGCAAGGGGACCCCAGACAUUCGGGACUCAUUGUUGGAGGGUCUCAGGUCUCUGUGGAUUGGGGGUCCCCAUUGCAUGUUUACAAGAUUUGGGCUGUGCACAGAUUAUGGGGUUCCCCCUGCAAAGCUGAAGAAUUUUGGGUCUGUAAGAAUUAGGGAUUUUCCUCAAUGCGAAGCUGACGACUUCGGGGGUCCCCUCUUCAAGGCUGGAAUAUUUGGGGUCCCUAAGGAUUAGUGCAGGACUGGAAGAAUCAAGUCCCCCAUUGCUCUGGAUUUAGGAUUUCUUUGUCCUCUAUAUGGCUGUCCUGCUGGUUCUCCUCUGUAUCCCCCUCUCUGUGGCUCUAGAAGGUGAGACAACAUAUUAUAUCUAAAUGGGAAACAUGUGUCUCUAGAGAGGUACAGAGCUCAUUCUGGAGUCUGGAAUGUGGAUUCAACUGAAUCAGGGAGCUUCCAAGGCAAAGGGAAAAGUUACAAAGUAACUGUGUGAAUGUAGAUACAUAUAUAAUAAUAAUAAUAAUAAUAUCUCAGGAUAGGUGUGUGAAUGUAGAUACAUAUAUAAUAAUAAUAUCUCAGGAUAGGUGUGUGAAUGUAGAUACAUAUAUAAUAAUAAUAAUAAUAUCCCAGGAUAGGUGUGUGAAUGUAGGUACAUAUAAUAAUAAUAAUAAUAAUAAUAAUAAUAUUAUCUCAGGAUAGGUGUGUGAAUGUAGGUACAUAUAUAAUAAUAAUAUCUCAGGAUAGGUGUGUGAAUGUAGGUACAUAUAAUAAUAAUAUUAUCUCAGGAUAGGUGUGUGAAUGUAGAUACAUAUAUAAUAAUAAUAUCUCAGGAUAGGUGUGUGAAUGUAGAUACAUAUAUAAUAAUAAUAAUAAUAAUAAUAAUAUCCCAGGAUAGGUGUGUGAAUGUAGGUACAUAUAUAAUAAUAAUAUCUCAGGAUAGGUGUGUGAAUGUAGAUACAUAUAUAAUAAUAAUAAUAAUAAUAAUAAUAAUAAUAAUAAUAAUAUCCCAGGAUAGGUGUGUGAAUGUAGGUACAUAUAAUAAUAAUAUUAUCUCAGGAUAGGUGUGUGAAUGUAGGUACAUAUAAUAAUAAUAUUAUCUCAGGAUAGUGUGAAUGUGUAAUAAUAAUAAUAUCCCAGGAUAGGUGUGUGAAUGUAGGUACAUAUAAUAAUAAUAUUAUCUCAGGAUAGGUGUGUGAAUGUAGGUACAUAAUAUAAUAAUAAUAAUAUCCCAGGAUAGGUGUGUGAAUAUGCAUUGCUGGAUGUUCAUGGAUUUCUCUCUGACAUUAAUUCCAAUUAUUAAUAAUAUGCAAUGAGUUGCUAUCAGAUUAGGAUUAUUGUCUGUGUUUAAUGUUCAGUUUUAUAGGUGGUUUAUUAUGUAGAGAUAUUUCUAAAUUAUGAUCUGUUACAGUUUGCUGUACCCACAGCCCCUGCUGUACUCUGCGCUGUACCCACAGCCCCUGCUGUACUCUGCGCUGUACCCACAGCCCCUGCUGUACUCUGCGCUGUACCCACAGCCCCUGCUGUACUCUGUGGAUAAAAAAACAAAAAAACAAUUCUCCCUCUAGUUAUUACAUGGAAUAUUAGUCAAACACAAUAAGAUAAUUUAAUGAAACCAACAAAUCUAUGUUACAUGUGUAUGUAAAAACAUCUGUCUGUCUAUUAUCUAGUCUGUCUAUCUACAUAUAUAUAUAUAUAUUCCCUGUACAGGGACUGGGGCGGUAGUUAUUCUAUAGGUUCCCUGUACAGGGACCGGGGCGGUAGUUAUUCUAUAGGCUCCCUGUACAGGGACUGGGGCGGUAGUUAUUCUAUAGGUUCCCUGUACAGGGACUGGGGCGGUAGUUAUUCUAUAGGUUCCCUGUUCUAUAGGUUCCCUGUACAGGGACUGGGGCGGUAGUUAUUCUAUAGGUUCCCUGUACAGGGACCGGGGCGGUAGUUAUUCUAUAGGUUCCCUGUACAGGGACCGGGGCGGUAGUUAUUCUAUAGGCUCCCUGUACAGGGACCGGGGCGGUAGUUAUUCUAUAGGUUCCCUGUACAGGGACCGGGGCGGUAGUUAUUCUAUAGGUUCCCUGUACAGGGACCGGGGCGGUAGUUAUUCUAUAGGUUCCCUGUACAGGGACCGGGGCGGUAGUUAUUCUAUAGGUUCCCUGUACAGGGACCGGGGCGGUAGUUAUUCUAUAGGUGGGACCGGGGCGGUAGUUAUUCUAUAGGUUCCCUGAACAGAGACCAGGGUGGUAGUUAUUCUAUAGGCUCCCUGUACAGGGACCGGGGCGGUAGUUAUUCUAUAGGUUCCCUGUACAGAGACCAGGGUGGUAGUUAUUCUAUAGGCUCCCUGUACAGGGACCGGGGCGGUAGUUAUUCUAUAGGUUCCCUGUACAGGGACCGGGGCAGUAGUUAUUCUAUAGGCUCCCUGUACAGGGACCGGGGCAGUAGUUAUUCUAUAUGUUCCCUGUAUAGGGACUUGGGCGGUAGUUAUGUAGUUAUUCUAUAGGUUCCCUGUAUAGGGACUGGGGCGGUAGUUAUGUAGUUAUUCUAUAGGUUCCCUGUAUAGGGACUGGGGCCAUAGUUAUAGGGUCCCUAUACUGUGUGUUAUGGUUUUAUUGUAUGUGGGACUCUCACCUUGUCCACAGCGGUUGCCAUGACCUAUUCCUGUCACCUGUCUACUCAAUGGCCUAAUCCUAGAUGUGGUUACCUCUUCGUCUACCCCAUCCCUCUCAGUUCUCCCCCAUCUCUCGUCUUCCCCAUCCCUCUUGGUUUCUCCCCAUUACUCUUGGUCUCCCUCGUCCCUCUUGGUUUCCCCCAUCCCUCUCGGUCUCCCCAAUUCGUAUCGGUCUCCCAUCCCUCUCAGUCUCUUCCAUCCCUCUCAGUCUCUUCCAUCCCUCUCAGUCUCUCCCAUUCCUCUCAGUCUCUCCCAUCCCUCUCAGUCUCUCCCAUCCCUCUCAGUCUCUUCCAUCCCUCUCAGACUCUUCCAUCCCUCUCAGUCUCUCCCAUCCCUCUCAGUCUCUCCCAUCCCUCUCAGUCUCUUCCAUCCCUCUCAGUCUCUUCCAUCCCUCUCAGUCUCUCCCAUCCCUCUCAGUCUCUCCCAUCCCUCUCAGUCUCUUCCAUCCCUCUCAGACUCUUCCAUCCCCUCCGUUCUCCCCAUCCCUCUUGGUCUUCCAUUACCCUAUACCCUCUCCCCCAUUCCUCUGUCUGCCCCAUUCCUCUGUCUCCCCCAUCCCUCCCGUUCUCCCCACCCCUUUUAGUCUCCCCCAUCAAUCCCGUUUUCCCCCAUCCCUCCUGUUCUCCCCAUCCGUUUUACCCCAUCCUUCUCCGACUCCUUGCCUCUCUCCUCAUUCCCUAGUGUUUCCUGACAUUACUCAAGACUUUCUCUUUUACUCACUUUUCAUUGCUUGUUCCAUCCCUAUAUGUCUAUUUUUUGUUACUCCCUAGUUACUCACAUCUCCCACAUGACUUUUGUCUCUCUGGGAAGGUGCAAGCUCUGCAGCCCAGUUUUAUGUGUAAGGCUAUUAUUAUCUAACACAGAAAUCCUCCUUCUCAGGAUUGUUUAAAAACAAUGAUUGCCUCUCCUCACUCCCGCUUCCUGCCUCCCCUUCCUUCCUUUCCUUAAUCUCUCCCCUUCCCCCUCUCUUUAAUCUUCCCAAUAUAAAGUGUCUGCUUUCACUUUCCGCCUGCACCCCUAUAAAGAGCUUUCAUUACCCUGUACCCCCUCUCAUUGACUCCCAUUACCCUCUACCCCCCUCUCACAGCCUCCCAUUACCCUGUAUCCCUCUCACAGACUCCCAUUACCCGGUACCCCCCCUCUCACAGCCUCCAAUUACCCAGUCUCCCAUUACCCUGUAUCCCUCUCACAGUCUCCCAUUACCCUGUACCCCCUCUCACAGACUCCAAUUACCCAGACUCUCAUUGACUACCCUCUACCCCCCUCUUACAGCCUCCCAUUACCCUGUACCCCCCUAUCACAGCCUCCCAUUACCCUGUACCCCCCUCUCACAGUCUCCCAUUGCCCUCUACCCCCCUCUCACAGCGCUCUCCCAUUACCCUGUAACCCCCUCUCACAGUCUCCCAUUACCCUGUGCCCCUCUCAAAGCCUUCAAUUACCCUGUACCCCUCUCAUUGACUCCCAUUAGACCUGCGCUCUCCCAUUGCCCUGUACCCCCCUCUCACAGUCUCCCAUUGCCCUGUACCCCCCUCUCACAGUCUCCCAUUGCCCUGUACCCCCCUCUCACAGCCUCCCAUUGCCCUGUACCCCCUCUCACAGCCUCCCAUUGCCCUGUACCCCCUCUCACAGUCUCCCAUUACCCUGUACCCCUCUCAAAGCCUUCAAUUACCCUGUACCCCUCUCAUUGACUCCCAUUACCCUGUACCCCCUCUCACAGACUCCCAAUACGCUCUACCCCCCUGUCACAGUCUCCCAUUGCCCUGUACCCCCUCUCUGUGCUCACAUUUUCACAAACCCCAACUCGUUCCUUUCUGGGGUGGUCUUGGUUCCUUCACUACAAACAAAUAUGUUGUAGUGCCAUUCAACGUAACCCCACCCAUAGCCAGGUGGCUAAUUACAGAGUAAGGCAGAAUGGAGGGUCAUAUAACCAGGCGUUUGGGACCCAGUGCUUCUAGAGGGGGAAGGGAGGGGCUGGCUGGCACUGUUGCUGUCUGUGCUGUACCUGUGCUGUGUAUACAUGGCAUGGUGUAGUAGUGUGUGAGGGGAGACUGGCACUGCCACUGUCUGUGCUGUACCUGUGCUGUGUAUACAUGGCAUGGUGUAGUAGUGUGUGAGGGGAGACUGGCACUGCCGCUGUCUGUGCUGUACCUGUGCUGUGUAUACAUGGCAUGGUGUAGUAGUGUGUGAGGGGAGACUGGCACUGCCGCUGUCUGUGCUGUACCUGUGCUGUGUAUACAUGGCAUGGUGUAGUAGUGUGUGAGGGGAGGCUGGCACCGCCGCUGUCUGUGCUGUACCUGUGCUGUGUAUACAUGGCAUGGUGUAGUAAUGUGUGAGGGGAGGCUGGCACCGCCGCUGUCUGUGCUGUACCUGUGCUGUGUAUACAUGGCAUGGUGUAGUAGUGUGUGUGAGGGGAGACUGGCACUGCCCCUGUCUGUGCUGUACCUGUGCUGUGUAUACAUGGCAUGGUGUAGUAGUGUGUGUGAGGUGAGGGGAGGCUGGCACUGCCCCUGUCUGUGCUGUACCUGUGCUGUGUAUACAUGGCAUGGUGUAGUAGUGUGAAGGGAGGUUGGCACUGUUGCUGUCUGUGCUGUACCUGUGCUGUGUAUACAUGGCAUGGUGUGUAGUAGUGUGAGGGGAGGCUGGCACUGUUGCUGUCUGUGCUGUAACUGUGCUGUGUAUACAUGGCAUGGUGUAGUAGUGUGUGUGAGGUGAGGGGAGGCUGGCACUGCCCCUGUCUGUGCUGUACCUGUGCUGUGUAUACAUGGCAUGGUGUAGUAGUGUGUAAGGGAGGCUGGCACUGCCCCUGUCUGUGCUGUACCUGUGCUGUGUAUACAUGGCAUGGUGUGUAAUAGUGUGUGAGGGGAGGCUGGCACUGCCGCUGUCUGUGCUGUACCUGUGCUGUGUAUACAUGGCAUGGUGUAGUAGUGUGUGUGAGGUGAGGGGAGGCUGGCACUGCCCCUGUCUGUGCUGUACCUGUGCUGUGUAUACAUGGCAUGGUGUAGUAGUGUGAAGGGAGGUUGGCACUGUUGCUGUCUGUGCUGUACCUGUGCUGUGUAUACAUGGCAUGGUGUAGUAGUGUGUGUGAGGUGAGGGGAGGCUGGCACUGCCCCUGUCUGUGCUGUACCUGUGCUGUGUAUACAUGGCAUGGUGUAGUAGUGUGAAGGGAGGCUGGCACUGUUGCUGUCUGUGCUGUAACUGUGCUGUAUAUACAUGGCAUGGUGUAGUAGUGUGUGUGAGGGGAGACUGGCACUGCCCCUGUCUGUGCUGUACCUGUGCUGUGUAUACAUGGCAUGGUGUAGUAGUGUGUGUGAGGUGAGGGGAGGCUGGCACUGCCCCUGUCUGUGCUGUACCUGUGCUGUGUAUACAUGGCAUGGUGUAGUAGUGUGAAGGGAGGCUGGCACUGUUGCUGUCUGUGCUGUAUAUACAUGGCAUGGUGUAGUAGUGUGUGUGAGGGGAGACUGGCACUGCCCCUGUCUGCGCUGUACCUGUGCUGUGUAUACAUGGCAUGGUGUAGUAGUGUGUGAGGGGAGGCUGGCACUGUUGCUGUCUGUGCUGUGUAUACAUGGCAUGGUGUAGUAGUGUGUGAGGGGAGACUGGCACUGCCGCUGUCUGUGCUGUACCUGUGCUGUGUAUACAUGGCAUGGUGUAGUAGUGUGUGUGAGGGGAGGCUGGCACUGCCGCUGUCUGUGCUGUACCUGUGCUGUGUAUACAUGGCAUGGUGUAGUAGUGUGUGAGGGGAGGCUGGCACUGCCCCUGUCUGUACUGUACCUGUGCUGUGUAUACAUGGCAUGGUGUAGUAGUGUGUGAGGGGAGGCUGACUCUUCAUUUACUUUACAAAUGAACAGUCUUAUAGGACAAUUCUCCUCCUCCUCAAUUUGCCCCCUGGGGCCUGGACACCCGCCUCUCCUGCUUCCCCCAUGCCAUGUAAGGGACUGUCUCCAUUCAGAGGAUUAAACAGAGAGAAGAUUUAUGUUACUUUCAAAAUCACUUCAUCCUUUUUAUCCUCCCCCAGACCUGCGCUCUCUCUGCUCUCCCAGACCUGCGCUCUCUCUGCUCUCCCAGACCUGCGCUCUCUCUGCUCUCCCAGACCUGCGCUCUCUCUGCUCUCCCAGACCUGCGCUCUCUCUGCUCUCCCAGACCUGCGCUCUCUCUGCUCUCCCAGACCUGCGCUCUCUCUGCUCUCUUAGGCCUGCACUCUCUCAGGCAGUGAGUGAGGCAUUGUUUGCCUCCCCGGUCCCUGCACUCAGUGAGUGAGGCACUGUUUGCCUCCCCGGUCCCUGCACUCAGUGAGUGAGGCAUUGUUUGCCUCCCUGGUCCCUGCACUCAGUGAGUGAGGCACUGCUUGCCUCCCCGGUCCCUGCACUCAGUGAGUGAGGCAUUGUUUGCCUCCCUGGUCCCUGCACUCAGUGAGUAAGGCAUUGCUGUCUCAGUCAGGUUUUUACCUGCUGUUUCCUGUGACUAAUAAACCCAACACGUUGCAAUCCACCCACCUCUCCCAUCUUCCUUCACGGGCCAGGCUGUGCCAUGGGCUACGAGACACAUCAUUCUAGGCAGACCAUACUGUGCUGGGUCACAAUGUUUCUAUUGUAGUAGAUGUCCAUCUGCGGUUUGUAAGGUAGAUUUAGCAUCGGUUAUCUGUGGCAUAUGAUGAUUUGGCAUUACCUCAGGCACUGUUAUGCAGUUAAGAUGAACCUGAAAUUACUCUGUUUAAAACAAACCUUUGGCACCCAGACAGAUUCUCUCUUCUUCCUAAUGUUUCCAGGGCUGAACCCAUUACCCUGAUUCCUCUGUUACUCUCCCCGACCCUUGCACUCCUGAAAUGUGAUUUGGGAACCCCAACCCAACAUCUGCCCAUAGUAUCACCUCUCCAUGUGUUCUGUCUCACACAUAGACACUCUCACAGUCUCUUACAUACAGUGACAUUCUCACACACAGACACUCUGGCACACUUACACAGACACUCUCUCACACACAGACACUCUCACAGUCCUUUCACUGUCUCCAGGAUACAUCCUUGUUUUUCUUAUCCACCAAAAACCCGAACUCCUGUUCACCUGAGACCUUCAGAACAGAAUUUCAUAUUUUCUAAUCCACCAAGAGACGGAUCUCCAACCUUCUUUACCUAUGUUUCCUCUAAUCCACCCAGACAGAUUCUUUCUUCUUCUCCUUUUUUUCCAAAUUACUCUGUUUAAUACAAACCUUUGGCACGCCAUAAUGCUGACAAAGCAUCAGUGGAGAUGUAGUCACCAACAUCUGCAGCACCAAACAUUGCCUGCCCUUGUUCUAACAUAAUUCACCAAAAACCUCCAGGAUACAUCCUUGUUCCUCUUAUCCACCAAAAACCCAAGCUCCCGGCCUUUCACUGUAUCCACUAUCCAGGAUACAUCCUUGUUUCUCUUAUCCACCAAAAACCCGAACUCCUGUCCACCUGAGACCUUCAGAACAGAAUUUCAUAUUUUCUAAUCCACCAAGAGACGGAUCUCAAACCUACUUGACCUAUGUUUCCUCUAAUCCACCCAGACAGAUUCUCUCUUCUUCGUAAUGUUUCCAGGGCUGAACCCAUUACCCUGAUUCCUCUGUUACUCUCCCCGACCCUUGUACUCCUGAAAUGUGAUUUGGGAACCCCAACCCAACAUCUGCCCAUAGCAUCAACUCUCCAUGUGUUCUGUCUCACACAUAGACACCCUCACAGUCUCUUACAUACAAGUGACAUUCUCACACACAGACACUGUCACACGCACAGACACUCUGGCACACUUACACAGACACUCUCUCACACAUAGACACUCUCACAGUCUCUUACAUACAAGUGACAUUCUCACACACAGACACUCUCACACGCACAGACACUGUGGCACACUUACACAGACACUCUCUCACACAUAGACACUCUCACAGUCUCUUUCAUACACUAAAAUUCUCACACACAGACACUCUCUCAUACACAGACACCCUCACACACAGACACUCUGACACACACUGAUACCUUCAUGCACAGACACUCUGACACACACUGAUACCUUCAUGCACAGACACUCUGGCACACACUGAUACCUUAAUGCACAGAGACUCUGGCACACACUGAUACCUUAAUGCACAGAGACUCUGGCACACACUGAUACCUUAAUGCACAGAGACUCUGGCAGACACUGAUACCUUAAUGCACAGACACUCUGGCACACUCACACAGACACUCUCUCACACACAUACAUUGCCUUUCCCACACACCAACCAGCCUGAUUUUCCUCAGAGGAAGCAUUUGGAGAAGAUUUGCAGCUGAAGAUGAACAAGGAAUCUUGUUAUCUAAUUUACUGUAACUAAAAAUUCUUGUUUCUAAUAAUUAACCACUCGAGGAGACAAUCUGUGUCUGUGCUGACACGCAUCAAUGGAGCCGUUUGUCUGUAAAAGUGUAAAUAUUGCACACAGAUCGGCUGUGCCUUGUGAACAGCAACCCCUCUGUCCCUCACAGGGUUAAUAAAGGCCAAAAUCUUUCCAUUCAGCGAAUAAUGAAAAGGAAACGUCUGCAGAAUAAUAGGAUUUCUAAACAAUGGAAUCAUGGAGGAGAGAUGUGACUUCACAAUGAGUGUCAGACUGGGUUAUCCUGGGGGGGCAUUCCUCAUCUCAGACACGUUAACACUUCUUCUAUGUGAGUUGAUAGUCUACUGGUAUAAGCUUAACUGCACCCACUGUCACCCUCACUGCACUCACUGCACCCACUGUCACCCUCACUGCACCCACUGUCACCCUCACUGCACUCACUGCACCCACUGUCACCCUCACUGCACCCACUGUCACCCUCACUGCACUCACUGCACCCACUGUCACCCUCACUGCACCCACUGUCACCCUCACUGCACUCACUGCACCCACAGUCACCCUCACUGCACCCACUGUCACCCUCACUGCACCCACUGUCACCUGGUUGUGGCUGGCUUACAUCAUGUCUGUUCAGUUUAAUUGAGGCAGAGGGGUCUCUGUGGAACCAGUACUCACAUAAUGGGCCCCUGGGAGCACCAAGGAAAACAAAGGGAAAUAGCUAAAUAAAUCCUUUUGUAUGAAUUCAUUAUUAACGCCCAGAUACCAUCAAACCAGAGGGAGGUAGAAUCUUUUUAUUUAGAAAUAUUGAGAAUUUAUUGUUAAUUAGCGCUGCACACAUUCCCUAUAAGCUCUGGAGGCCCUGUAAUGCCAUGUAUUGAGAGAGUCACAGUUUAGUUAAUAACCCUCAGUCCUACUGCGCUCACUUUCCCUUUGUCCUCGUUUGGGCCUUUUACCCCUCGGGGCUAAACAUUUAAUGAGCACAUUCCUGGUUAGAAAUUCCCAUUGUGUCUGUCUGUCUGACUGAGGUGCCUGUCCGUUCCAGACAGACGCCUGGGGCAAUGAGAUCACUUCUAACAGGUAACUGUCUGACUUUGUUUCCUGGACGCCAGUGUUACCUGUGCUGAUUCAGAGCCACACUGCCAGGAUCCAAAGCAGUUAACACCACAAAGCUCAGGGCCCCUCUAGUGUUAGGGCCCAAAUCAUGUGACACCCAAAUGGCUCAUGGCCCCUGUACCGUUAGGGCCCAAAUCAUGUGACACCCAAAUGGCUCAUGGCCCCUGUACCGUUAGGGCCCAAAUCAUGCCAAAAAGACACAGGACUCCUGGUGCCACAACCCAAAUCAGCAACCUCCUAAAACAGACAGGACCCCCGUACUGCCAGGGCUAGUGCCCACUUUACCCAUUAUUUAUUGCCCACUCUGCAGGCACUAACGGGUUAAUUAGAGCAAGCAGGUACCGCAGCUAGGCAGAAUGAAUAGAUCUUUAAUUCAUUAAUUAGUAAUGCUCUAACUGGGCCUGUUUGUGCUACACUGCACUCUGUAACCAAGCUCCUAUUGGGAGAAUUCCUGCAGACUGAUUAUUAACAGAGCAGCCAUCUUAUUCUCAGUCUGGCUUGUUGAGAAUUUACCUGAAAAUGCUUUUUUUUUUUUUUUUUUUUUUUUAGAGUUUGGCCAUUCGUGCUUAAAAAUGUGCAAUUUCUUUAAUAAAUCACACCAUAAAAUCAGAGCACUCUGUGUGUCACAAAUUUCCUAAAACGUGUUUGAUUCCGCCCCAUAAAUCCCUUCAAAGACGCCGGUUUUCCUCGUCUCCUAUUUACACUUUUUAUUAAACUGCAGGUGAAAGACUAAUUCAAAAACAUUUUUCAUUUGAGGAAUUUAAGAAGUGAGAUCAAAUAUCAGCCUCUUGGUUUCAAUCACGCCCUUUUCCAUAGCGUGAAUACACAUUACGUAAUUGGCUGGUAAUGGAACCCAGAGCGCUGUCCGCAAUACUGCGCAUAUGACACUCAUUAUCUGGUACCUAUAGACAGAGGAACCCAGUCAGACAAGCAGCGGCCGUUAAACCCAUAUUGAGCAAAGCAGUCAUUACAAAUAACCUACUGAAUUCCACCAUUAGAUAUCUUUUGCCCAAAAUGUGCAGUUUUGUUCUCAAUUCUCGGUUUAGUGAAGUCGUGCGAUUUCCUGUGAAAUUCUGUAAAAUGGUUGUGUCACCCGAGAGAACGUUUGCUGCGAGCUUGGGUCAAUCAAGCAAUGAUUUGUAACGAAAUGAAAACUGAAUCGAGGCAGAAAACAUUGAUUUAGAAAACAAUCUUUCAAAUCACAGCUCGCAGUUUACUCGUGUUGUCUUUGUUAGUCUCUGGUGACGAUUAUUCUCUGAAUAGUGAAUUGAAAGCCAAACAUCCAAAUUUAGACAAAACAUACGAUUGAUUUGCAAAAUGUCUCCCAACUCACCCAAAGUCACAGUUUGAAAAUUUUAGCCUGAAUUUUGUGAUUUAGUUUACAGAAUAAAUGUUGUUGAGUUGACCGUAAAAUCAAACAAAUUAAAAUGACCAGCUCUGUACUGUGAUACAUUGUGAGCGGCUGUGAGAGGCUUGUGUUUUUAACAGUAAGUGUGAGAGGAUAUUAGAAUUUGAACUGUUUACACAAAUGCUGUUUAAUUGUGAAAUGCUGUUAAGAGCUGGUUUGACUAAUCCGUUGCAUUAACUAUUCCCGUGUGGGGGAUCAGGUUAGUGGACCUGGUUAAGCUGGAGCUUGUCCUACAUAAUGGUUAGUUUGUAGAAGGUAAGUCUGCUGGCUGCCCCAGGCCGGGGUAGGUCAUUGUGGGCAGCAGGGGAUUAGCUGGUAACGAGAAUGUGUUGGAAGCUCAGGAAGUUAAUUUAUAUACAGGAUAUAUAAGCUGGCCGCCCCUUCAAUCUACGAGUCUCUGGCUAUUGUUUAAAUGAUGCUUAGAGACCAGCCUAACUCAGCACAAUGCUGUCUGAUUUAAAGGGACAGCAGACCCCUCCCGGCCUUACCCAUGGGGGGUUUAUCCUACUGUGCACAAGCGGUGGUAUUAAUGCUACAUUCUCAGGGUUAUUUAGUAAAGGGAUAGUCGGGAAUUGGAUACAUUCUGCAUGCCAGCUAUGCUUCCAAUUUCACUAUUUGUUUUGCUCUAAAAUGUGAAAUUCAGUUGAAAUUAACUUUGAAUUCCUGAUAAUUCCUCUGGCUCUCAUUGACUCCACGGAUCUCUAUUCAAAACAUCACCAUCCUUCAAAGCAACUACAGGGUUAGUAAAGGUUGGUACAAUCUGAGGAGGUCAGGGUACAUGGUGUGAACAUACCGACACAUACGUGUUUGGUACAUGGUGUGACAGGAACAUACAGACACAUACAGGUUUGGUACAUGGUGUGACAGGAACAUACAGACACAUACAGGUUUGGUACAUGGUGUGACAGGAACAUACAGACACAUACAGGUUUGGUGCAUGGUGUGACCGGAACAUACAGACACAUACAGGUUUGGUACAUGGUGUGACCGGAACAUACAGACACAUACAGGUUUGGUACAUGGUGUGACCGGAACAUACAGACACAUACAGGUUUGGUGCAUGGUGUGACCGGAACAUACAGACACAUACAGGUUUGGUACAUGGUGUGAACAUACAGACACAUACAGGUUUGGUACAUGGUGUGACAGGAACAUACAGACACAUACAGGUUUGGUACAUGGUGUGACAGGAACAUACAGACACAUACAGGUUUGGUACAUGGUGUGACCGGAACAUACAGACACAUACAGGUUUGGUACAUGGUGUGACCGAAACAUACAGACACAUACAGGUUUGGUGCAUGGUGUGACCGGAACAUACAGACACAUACAGGUUUGGUACAUGGUGUGAACAUACAGACACAUACAGGUUUGGUACAUGGUGUGACAGGAACAUACAGACACAUACAGGUUUGGUACAUGGUGUGACAGGAACAUACAGACACAUACAGGUUUGGUACAUGGUGUUACAGUGACAGGUACGGUGUACGUAAAACAUGUGAAUUCAUUUAGACAGUUAUACAUUUAGUACCUACAGUUAGAGAGAGCUAGGUAUAGGAGGACGGGGUAUACAGUAGUUAUAGCUAGGUAUAGGAGGACGGGGUAUACAGUAGUUAUAGCUAGGUAUAGGAGGAUGGGGUAUACGGUAGUUAUAGCUAGGUAUAGGAGGACAGGGUAUACAGUAGUUAUAGCUAGGUAUAGGAGGAUGGGGUAUACGGUAGUUAUAGCUAGGUAUAGGAGGACGGGGUAUACGUUGGUUAUAGCUAGGUAUAGGAGGAUGGGGUAUACGGUAGUUAUAGCUAGGUAUAGGAGGACAGGGUAUACAGUAGUUAUAGCUAGGUAUAGGAGGACAGGGUAUACAGUAGUUAUAGCUAGGUAUAGGAGGACGGGGUAUACAGUAGUUAUAGCUAGGUGUAGGAGGAUGGGGUAUACGGUAGUUAUAGCCAGGUAUAGGUGGACGGGGUAUACGGUAGUUAUAGUUAGGUAUAGGAGGAUGGGGUAUACGGUAGUUAUAGCUAGGUAUAGGAGGACGGGGUAUACAGUAGUUAUAGCUAGGUAUAGGAGGACGGGGUAUACAGUAGUUAUAGCUAGGUAUAGGAGGACGGGGUAUACGUUAGUUAUAGCUAGGUAUAGGAGGACGGGGUAUACGUUAGUUAUAGCUAGGUAUAGGAGGACGGGGUAUACGGUAGUUAUAGCUAGGUAUAGGAGGACGGGGUAUACGGUAGUUAUAGCUAGGUAUAGGAGGACGGGGUAUACGGUAGUUAUAGCUAGGUAUAGGAGGACGGGGUAUACGGUAGUUAUAGCUAGGUAUAGGAGGAUGGGGUAUACGGUAGUUAUAGCUAGGUAUAGGAGGACGGGGUAUACGGUAGUUAUAGCUAGGUAUAGGAGGACGGGGUAUACGGUAGUUAUAGCUAGGUAUAGGAGGAUGGGAGAUGUGGUAGUUAAAGGUGGGUACAGGAUGGCAGGUAUGUAGUAGUCAUGCCGUAGUGUACACCGGGUGAAUGUAUUGCGUUUGUAUGUAUUGCGUGUCUAUGUCUGUCUCACGGUUCUCAUAAUUCGCUCUCACUCAUACCCCCCCAGGGCAGCUCUCUCACCGUCUGCCAAGACUUCAAUUAUCCUUCCCCCUCCCCCUCCCUCCCCAGGCACCUGGAUGCAGACACACCUGUACUGUGUCAUCUCCAAUGUCUGUCCCAUAAGUUUACCGAGGGGCUGUGUGUGCACUCUAUCCUGGGAUAUCUCCACUCUAUCCGGGGAUCCCUGCACCCCACACACUCUAUCCGGGGAUCCCUGCACCCCACAAACUCUAUCCGGGGAUCCCUGCACCCCACACACACUCUAUCCGGGGAUCCCUGCACCCCACACACUCUAUCCGGGGAUCCCUGCACCCCACACUCUGGGGAUCCCUGCAUUCUCUCUUGUGGUCUCUGCAUUUUAUCUGGGUAUCCCUAUGCCACCUGCACUCUCUAUGAGGAUGCCCACACCCCCUGCACUCUCUCUGUGAAUCCCUGCACUCUCUGUCCUGGGAUCCAUGCACUCUCUAUGGGGAUCCCUGCCCUCCAUGUUCUGGGGAUCCCUGCAUUCUCUCUGUGGAUCCCUGCACUCUCUGUGUGAAUCCCUGCACUCUUUGUCCUGGGGAUCCCUGCACUCUUGUCCUGGGGAUCCCUGCACUCUUGUCCUGGGGAUCCCUCCACUCUCUCUGGGGAUCCAUGCACUCUCUCUGGGGAUCUCUGCACUCUCUCUGGGGAUCCCUGCACUCUCUCUGGGGAUCCAUGCACUCUCUCUGGGGAUCCCUGCACUCUCUCUGGGGAUCCCUGCACUCUCUCUGGGGAUCUCUGCACUCUCUCUGGGGAUCUCUGCAGUCUUGUCCUGGGGAUCCCUGCACUCUCUCUGGGGAUCUCUGCAGUCUUGUCCUGGGGAUCCCUGCACUCUCUCUGGGGAUCCCUGCACUCUCUCUGGGGAUCCCUGCACUCGUUACACAGAAGCACAGAAUACCUGUUAGUGUGAAUAAUAUUUAACAUACUUUAAAAAAAAAAAAAAAAAAUGUAAUUAUAGAAUUUUAUUAGCGAUCAGUCCAAUAAAACACAGCUCUUAUACUCCCCAUUCUAAUAAGGAUGCAGCCAGUAAUCCUGGGAUAUAAAACGUGUGCCCGCAUUAACACGUGUGGCUGGCAGAAACUACAAUAAGAAUCAGAACUAACUAAGAAUGCGGCUCGGUGGGUGCAGCGCGCUCCGAAAUCGACGCAUCAGGGAAUUUAGUUAUGUUUUCCACUGACAGUAAAAUUCACUAUUUAUCACUUUUGUUCUUUCUCUCGCAUUACUUUUUAUAUUGGAUUCCGUUUAUUAAUAUUUAUUCUGUAUUUUGGGGGGCUCUUACAUCCCGUUUAUUUUAGAAAGUGAGGUAAAAUACACAUAAUAAGAAUUCAGUAGAGAAAGUUUAUCAAAGGGAGUUGAAUAGUGUCUUUUUCAGGGAGUUUUUGUAUUCUGUGAGCGUCCUGCUGCGCGUUCUACGUUAUUAAAAAGUUUUUAUUCUGUGAUUGUCGUGCCGCGCGUUCUACGUUAUUAAAAAGGUUUUUUUAAUUCUGUGAGCGUCCUGCUGCGCGUUCUACGUUAUUAAAGAGUUUUUCUUCUGUGAGCGUCCUGCCGCGCGUUCUACGUUAUUAAAGAGUUUUUUAUUCUGUGAGCGUCCUGCCGCGUGUUCUACGUUAUUAAAGAGUUUUUAUUCUGUGAUUGUCGUGCCGCGCCUUCUACGUUAUUAGAGGCUUUAUUCUGUGAGCGUCCUGCCGCGCAUUCUACGUUAUUAAAGAGUUUUUGUUCUGUGAGUGUCCUGCCGCGCGUUCUACGUUAUUAAAGAGUUUUUUAUUCUGUGAGCGUCCUGCCGCACGGUCUAUGACAACAUAAACCUGGUGUGCGGAUUCGCUAGAAGAUAAAGAUUUUUUUUGUUGAAGAUAUUAAUAAAUGGGGUGCAUUUCAGAAAUAUCAACACAAAAGAAAACAUGGUGGAAAGAUGUAAUGGUAAUAAAUAAUGGAAAAUAAAUCACAGCCGAAACACUUUGAUAAAUCACCCCUUUACCGUACACAAAAAACCUGUUACAAUAUAUAGAGGAGAAGAAAGACUACUAUUACAAAAUAUCCUAGUCAUUGGACAAGGUCACUGUAUCCCCCUGCCAAGUGGCACAGAGCUGCCCAAAAAUCACCAAGAUCAUUAUCAUAGAGCCCCUCCCACUCAGGCUGGUCUGUAUAAUAAAGCCCCUCCCACUCAGGCUGGUCUGUAUAACAAAGCCCCUCCCACUCAGGCUGGUCUGUAUAACAAAGCCACUCCCACUCAAGCUGGUCUGUAUAACAAAGCCCCUCCCACUCAUGCUGGUCUGUAUAACAAAGUCCAUCCCACUCAAGCUGGUCUGUAUAACAAAGCCCAUCCCACUCAAGCUGGUCUGUAUAACAAAGUCCAUCCCACUCAGGCUGGUCUGUAUAACAAAGCCCCUCCCACUCAGGCUGGUCUGUAUAACAAAGCCCCUCCCACUCAAGCUGGUCUGUAUAACAAAGCCCCUCCCACUCAGGCUGGUCUGUAUAACAAAGUCCAUCCCACUCAAGCUGGUCUGUAUAACAAAGCCCAUCCCACUCAGGCUGGUCUGUAUAACAAAGUCCAUCCCACUCAAGCUGGUCUGUAUAACAAAGCCCCUCCCACUCAGGCUGGUCUGUAUAACAAAGUCCAUCCCACUCAAGCUGGUCUGUAUAACAAAGUCCAUCCCACUCAGUUAUGUUACUAAAUACCACAAGUCACCUGGUAUCUUACUAAAUACCACGAGUUACCCCGUAAGUUACUAAAUACCACAAGUCACCCUGUAUGUUACCAAAUACCAUGAGUUACCCCAUAUGUUACCAAACACCACAAGUUACCCCGUAUGUUACUAAAUUCCACGAAUUACCCCGUAUGUUAUUAAAUACCACGAAUUACCCCGUAUGUUAUUAAAUACCACGAAUUACCCCGUAUGUUACUAAAUACCACAAGUUACCCCGUAUGUUACUAAAUACCACAAGUUACCCCGUAUGUUAUUAAAUACCACAAAUUACCCCGUAUGUUAUUAAAUACCACAAAUUACCCUGUAUGUUACUAAAUACCACAAAUUACCCUGUAUGUUACUAAAUACCACAAAUUACCCCGUAUUUUACUAAAUACCACGAGUUACCCGUAUGUUACUAAAUACCACUAAUUACCCGUUAUGUUACCAAAAACCAUAAGUUAAAGUAAAGUAGUGAUUAUAGCUCCCAAUCCCCCAAACAUGAGUCGAGACUUCAUGAAGGGGUAAAACGAUCUGCUUUAUUGAUGGCCAAACUUAGCCCUUUUAUGAUGGUCUCUCAGUAAGGUAACUCCCACAUGGGACCUUGUGGAAGACUGUGACAAAAUAUACAGAGCCAAUCAGUAUACAACACAAAAGUUAAACACACCCACAGUAACAGUGCAACCCCUCCUUUCUAUCCUGGAGAUAAUUAACUUAAGUGGUGGAAGAGAACCUAAUUAUCUCCAGGUAGAGAAAAACAUGUCCUUUUUAUAUUUUAACAAAACAGUAUUAAAAUCCAUAACUUAUAUUUCGCCGAACGUAGUCUCUAUGUUCCACAUACCCCCAGAUAGCUUGGAUCUGAGCGCACAUUAUAGCCGAAUAGCGCUCAGAUCCCACGAACACAGGUCUCAAUAUCGUCGAGUGAAGUUUUAAUUCACCGGUUGUUCGCGAGAUUGAAUCCGAAAAGAGUUCCAUAACUGUAGCUAUCUGGGGUCGGUCUAUUUCGUAUAAUAUAAUACAAGUGUUCAAUGUAUUCGUGAGUUUUUAGCCGGAUGAACGGGGACCAUGGUACGCGCCAGCGGUGGUCGGCUGAGUAAGUGUCUGAAAAUAGUUCCAGAGAAUCGCCGCCAUGCCCCGCUGAGCGUUCAACGAUUUUAAAAUGUUCAGCAAACGAACGUGGACCACCAAGCCUUUCCUCAAUUACCCUGCGGUUAACCGCAAGGUCUGGGCGGUAAAUGAGCUGCACACGAUCUCAGUGGGAGGUCGGAAGAUUCGGUAGUUUGUUCGGUUUAUUGCAACAGCACGAAAUAGCCAUCCAUACGAAUAAAUAGCCAAAAGGCUGUUUCUUUGAGUCUGUUCAAACAGGGAUUUCGUUACAGUUACCAAAUACCACAAGUUACCCCGUACGUUACUAAAUACCACGAGUUACCCCUUAUUUUACUAAAUACCACUAAUUACCCGGUAUGUUACUAAAUACCACGAGUCACCCAAUAUGUUACCAAAUACCACGAGUUACCCUGUAAGUUACUAAAUACCACAAGUCACCUGGUAUCUUACUAAAUACCACGAGUUACCCUGUAAGUUACUAAAUACCACAAGUCACCUGGUAUCUUACUAAAUACCACGAGUUACCCCGUAAGUUACUAAAUACCACAAGUCACCCUGUAUGUUACCAAAUACCAUGAGUUACCACAUAUGUUACCAAACACCACGAGAUACCCCGUAUGUUACUAAACACCACUAAUUAACCAGUAUGUUACCAAAAACCAUAAGUUACCCCGUAUGUUACUAAAGACCACGAGUUAUCCUGUAUGUUAUUAAUACCACGAGUUACCCUGUAUGUUAAUAGCACAAGUUACCCUGUAUGUUAAUACCACGAGUUACCCAUAUGUUACUAAAUAUCACGAGUUACCCUGUAUGUUAUUAAUACCACGAGUUACCCUGUAUUUUACUAAAUACCACUAAUUACUUGGUAUGUUACCAAAUACCACAGGUUACCCCGUAUUUUACCAAAUACCACGAGUUACCCCGUAUUUGACUAAAUACCAGUAAUUACCCAGUAUGUUACUAAAUACCACGAGUUACCCCGUAUGUUACCAAAUACCACACGUUACCCCGUAUGUUACCAAAUACCACGAGUUACCCCGUAUAUUACCAAAUACCACGAGUUACCCGGUAUGUUACUAAAUACCACGAGUUACCCCGUAUGUUACCAAAUACCACAAGUUACCCCGUAUUUUACCCAAACUUCUACCAGUCCCAUCACCCGUAGCCAGUAUACACUGUAACAUCACAGGAAGAGACCACCACGUCUAAAAGAUAUUUUAUAUAAAAUAUAUUUUUGUGAGUAUUAUGACUGCUGUAAAUCUCCAUGCGGUCAAUGUGAAACUCUCCAUGCCUGUCCAAUGCUGCGUGUAUUGUGGAUUGGCAAGUGUUCUAUCCGAUAAGAUAUACUUACAAACCACUUUCCCUCUGACUCCCACACCUGCUCUGUGUAUAUACCGGUAAGAGAGAUAACACAACUACGUCACUUCGUCACUAACAAACCCCUCUGCCCUUGUCCCGAGACACGCCGGCGUUUAAUGUUCAAUAUUUACUAUCUAAAUAAUAUCUUAGCUUUCCAUUAGCAGUCUGCAAAUAUGCUCAGGGUACCAGCAGUGCCAGGCUCACAUACACAUCUCUACACCAUGCUGUAUAUACAGCAAGACAGUGGCAGUGCCAGCCUCCCCUCACACACUACGCCAUGCCAUGUAUACACAGCAAAGGUACAGCACAGACAGCGGCAGUGCCAGCCUCCCCUCACACACACUACUACAUCAUGCCAUGUAUACACAGCACAGGUACAGCACAGACAGCGGCAGUGCCAGCCUCCCCUCACACACUACUACAUCAUGCCAUGUAUACACAGCACAGGUACAGCGCAGACAGCGGCAGUGCCAGCCUCCCCUCACACACUACUACACCAUGCCAUGUAUACAAAGCACAGGUACAGCACAGACAGCGGCAGUGCCAGCCUCCCGUCACACACUUCUACACCAUGCCAUGUAUACACAGCACAGGUACAGCACAAACAGCGACAGUGCCAGCCUCCCCUCACACACUACUACACCAUGUCAUGUAUACACAGCACAGGUACAGCGCAGACAGCGGCAGUGCCAGCCUCUCCUCACACACUACUACACCAUGCCAUGUAUACACAGCACAGGUACAGCGCAGACAGCGGCAGUGCCAGCCUCCCCUCACACACUACUACACCAUGCCAUGUAUACACAGCACAGGUACAGCGCAGACAGCGGCAGUGCCAGCCUCCCCUCACACACUACUACACCAUGCCAUGUAUACACAGCACAGGUACAGCACAGACAGCGGCAGUGCCAGCCUCCCCUCACACACUACUACACCAUGUCAUGUAUACACAGCCCAGGUACAGCGCAGACAGCGGCAGUGCCAACCUACCCUCUUACACACAGUACACCAGGCCAUGUAUACACAGCACAGGUUAACCGCAAACCGCAAGUUCCUGGUGGUCGACCGUUUGGUUGUUUGAAAGGUGAAAAAGGUUAAGUGGUGGCACAUGCCAGGGCCUGGGUGGUUUUACUUCGUGUGUGCGAAUAUAGGAUCCUGAUGGUUCGUGUAAUUGAGUUUAUACAACAAGGGUACCGAAGGGAACGGCAUUUGGUAACAUAAAAUAAAGAGAACCAGUACUGGUCUGUAGAGCAUCUGUAACAGUGCUCCCUCCUAGUGGAACACUCUGGCAGACACCGUCUGGCCCCUCAUCGGGGCAGACUAAGGCUGUCCAGACUGGUGGGUUAUGCGGGAAUGAGGUCGGUUCGUCGAGAUAAUCCAUCUGCAUUGCCGUUUUGUUUUCCGGGUCUAUAUGUGAUGGUAAAAUUAAAAGGUUGUAGUGAUAAGCUUCAACGUAAGAGCCUGCCGUUAUCCCCAGAAACCCGGUUUAACCACACCAGCGGGUUAUGGUCGGUCACCAGCGUGAAUUCUUGUCCAUAUAAGUACGGAGUCAGUUUCUUUAGUGCCCACACUAGGGCCAAGCACUCCUUUUCCACUGCUGCAUAGCUGACUUCGUGUGGCAGGAGCUUUCGGCUGAUGUUGGCAAUCGGGUGCUCCCCUCCGUCUUCUCCUAUUUGGCUGAGGACUGCCCCCAUCCCGAACAUGGAAGCGUCUGUAUGGACAAUGAAACGUUUGUUAGGGGCUGGGGCAGCCAAAACGGGAGCAUUAACAAGAGCAUUUUUGAGGGCUUGAAACACCGUUUCACAGUGGGGAGACCACAGGACCUGUUUCUCUUGGUCAGGUCCGUCAGGGGCUUAGCUAUGGUACUGUAGUCUGGCUCGAAACGUCUAUAGUAUCCCUCAGUGCCUAGGAAGGCUAGGAACUGGGUCUUAGUGGUGGGGGUGGGGCAGUUGGCGACCGCUUCUAUUUUAGCUGGCUCGGGUCGCUGUUUUCCACACCCCACUCGGUGACCCAGGUACUGCACCUCAGCCAUUCCAAAAUGCCAUUUUUCUGGCUUCAGAGUCAGGCCGGCGGCCUGAAUCUGAUCCAGAACCAUUCCUACAUGAGCUAAGUGUUCCUCCCAGGACUCACUGUGGAUCGCUAUGUCUUCCAGAUACGCGCAGGCAAAAUCCUGGAAGCCAUCCAGGAGUCUAUCCACCAAGCGCUGGAAUGUAGCAGGGGUAUUCUUCAUCCCGAAUGGCAUAACCUUAAAGUAGUAUAAGCCUAAGGGGGUGAUGAAUGCCGACUUAGGGAUAGCCUCCUGGGCCAGGGGAAUUUGCCAGUACCCCUUACAGAGGUCAAUGGUGGUUAGAUACUUUCCCCUGGCUAUACCGUCAAGUAGCUUGUUGACUCUGGGCAUCGGAUAGGUGUCUGUUACCGUUUUACCGUUAAGCUUCCUAUAAUCCACACAGAACCGGGUGGUCCCGUCUUUCUUAGGGACUAGAACCACCGGGGACGCCCAGGGACUGUUGGAUGGCUCAAUCACCCCUAGUCUAAGCAUCUCCUCGAUUUCUGUUUUCAUUCCAGCCCUCACGGCUUCAGGAAUUCUAUAGGGAGUCUGUCGGAGGGGUUGCUGACCUGGGGUGUCUACCUGAUGUGUGGGUAGGUGAGUGUACCCAGGUUCUUGGGAGAAUGUAGUUUGUUUAACAUGGAGUAACUGGCGGAGUUGUUCCCUUUCUCCGUCAUUGAGUCGGUCUCCAAUCUGGACCUGGGCCACUAGGUUUGUGUGGGGGUUCCUUUCCAGCAAGUCUGGAAUAGGGAGAUUGUCUGGGUCCUUGUGAGGGGGAAUACAGAUAGCUGUCACAUUCUCGGGUUUCUCUAGAUACUCCUUGAGCAUGUUUAUAUGAAAGGUUUUUCUCAACAUUUCGUAAUGACAACUAGCGAUGGUGUAGGUAGUGUCCCCCUUCUUGGCUAUAAUCUGGUACGGACCUUGCCAGGCGGCUUGUAGUUAGUCUGUCUUGACUGGUUUAAGUACAAGUACCUUCUGUCCGAUAGUAAAGCUCCUUGCCCGGGCGCCUCGGUCAUACCAUACUUUCUGUCUCCUCUGAACUGACUGGAGAUUAGCCUGGAGCGACCUGGCUAAUUGCUCCAUUUGGUCUCUUAGCUCCAGCACGUAUGGCACGAUGGGGACCCCGGCAUUUUCAAUCUCUCCCUCCCAGUGCUCUCUGAUCAGGUUUAGGGGUCCCCUUCCCUGACGCCCGUAGAGCAGCUCGAAAGGCGAGAAUUCGGUCGUUUCCUGGGGCACCUCCCGGUAGGCAAACAGGAGGUGCGGGAGGAAGUGUUCCCAAUCCCUAUAUUCCUGAGCAAAGGUUUUUAGCAUCUGUUUAAGGGUCCCAUUGAACCUUUCACAGAGCCCAUUUGUCUGAGGAUGAUAGGGGGUGCUGAGGAGCGACUUAACCUUACAAACGUGCCAGAGCUGCUGUGUUAAUUCGGCAGUAAACUGAGUGCCUCUUUCGGAUAGUAUUUCCUUGGGAAAUCCCACCCGAGAGAAUAUCUGUACCAAAGCAUUGGCUACAGUGUCCGCCUGAAUGUUAGAUAGGGCCACUGCUUCAGGGUACCGGGUAGCGUAAUCUACUACGGUCAGAAUAUACCGUUUGCCGGAGGGACUAGGAGUAGCCAGUGGCCCAACUAAGUCGAAGGCAACUCUGCUGAAUGGCUCCUCUAUUAUGGGCAUAUUCAUUAAGUGUGCCUUAGGAUGGUCUCCCCUCCUCCCUACGUGCUGACACAUAUCGCAUGUGUUGCAAUGCGUCCUCACAUCUGCAUGAACCCCAGACCAGGAGAAGGUAUGGGUAAUAUGGCGAAGAGUGCGAGUUACCGCCAGGUGCCCUGCUAAUGGGAUAUCAUGUCCUAUCCUGAGUAUCUCCUGUCUGUAUUUGUACGGGACAACCAAUUGUUGCCUAUGUUGUCCCUUCUUUUCAGUUAACCGAUACAAUUUCCCUUUCUACCAUCUAAAAGUCUCGUUAUCUAGUCCCCCUCCCCCAGACUGGGCUUUUUCCCUAUACUUUUGUAGGGUCAAAUCAGAUUUGGAUUUGUGUUCAAAGGUGGCUGGAGUAUCCCAAGGUAUAGGAUCUAAUGGAGCAGUCAGGGUUGGAGUGAGUCUUACCUGUGGUUCCCGCACUGGUGAAUGUUCGGGCUGAUUCCUGUGCUCGGGUAGUCACUGGGUGUGUCUCUGCGUUAUAGACUGGGGCGUAAGCCAAGGUCAUCGGUCCAAAUCGUUGCCCAAUAGCACCUCUGCCGGUAAAUUAUCCAUAAUUCCAACGUUCACAGUGAACCUUGGUGGUCAGAAUUUUGUACACAUCUCCCCCAGCCACUCGAACGGCCACCGUCUGACCCGAACGCUUGUGUUUCGGCACCAGGUGGCUCUGCACUAGGGUUAUUGUAGCCCCAGUGUCUCUCAAUCCCUCAGUGGAGUGACCCUCGAGCCAUACUUUUUGCCUGUGAUGUUGGCGGUUGUCAGAGGCAGCGUACACAGGGUCAGCUUCAUGGAGGGGCCCCAGGUAUUCUUCCAUGGAACCCUCCUGGUUAACACAUAGUGCUCUGACGGACCGGGAUGAUCCCGCGGGAUUAUUGUAAUUUCGGGGGUUUUGGUGGUGACUGUUGAGGGGGCAACUCGCCAUGAGAUGUCCUGGUUGUUUGCACCGAAAACAGGUUGGCCGUGAGCGAUCGGUAGUAUGACCAUUCGGUGAUCCAAGAUGCCUAGUAGGUCCUGCGGGUAUGGGAGCCCUGAAGUCCGGUCGGGCCAUUCGGUAGUUCUCUCGGUGUUCCGCACGAAUGAUCGGUCGGUGGUUGUUGCUUUCGUGCAGCCGGGAAUCACAAUGUUCGUCAGCUAAUGUGGCGGCUUCUGUGAGGGUAGUGGGCCUACAAUCACGGAGCCAUUCUUUGCACUGUUGAUCCACCCCAUUUUAAAAAUGUUCUAAGAAAAAUAAUUGUAAUACCUCCUCACCCGUUACGGCUCGGCACCCUUUCAUCCAGUGAUCGGUUGCUCUUCUCUUCCGAUGGGCCCAUUCGGUAUGCGUAUCGUUCGGCUUCUUUUUCGUAUUCCUAAAUUGUCGCCGAUAUGUAUCUGGAGUGACUGCAUACCGUUGUAAUAAAGUGUCUUUAACCCAGUUAUAUUAUGUCACCUCCUCGGCAGACAGUGUUCUGAAUGCAUCUAGGGCUCGACCCGAGAGUUUCCCUGACAGUAUAGUGGGCCAAUCUCCGCUAGGGAUCCGAUGCAGCGCACAUUGUCUCUCAAAGUCGGCCAGAUAUUAGUCUAUUCCCAUUUCAUUUUCUAAAAAUGAUCGGAACGCUGCAUGGGGAAUCUUGGGCUUCCCAGCCCUUUCUGCUGGGUCCACCGCCAUCCUUGCAGCGGGGUUUUGCUGGGGUGCGCUUAAGUUGAUCUUGUGCUCUCUGGUCUCCCGGAUCUCCACAUCCACUUGUGCCAUAGUUUGCUGUAUCAGUUCCACGGUCUGGUUCAGGCCACACCAGGAGAGUCUCUCCCGGACAAUCCGGUUCUUUUCCUCGUUAGCGGACAUCGGAGCCCUUCGUCAUGGUUCGGUCAGCUUUGCGGUCAGCUCCCUCCUAGGUCGGUUGCUAGCGUUCCCACCUCGGCUUUCUAGUAGGUCCUUCAACGUGGUGCGCUUCAAUUUGUCGUAGGCCUCUCCAUCCGCUCUGUCUCUCCCCUAGGAACUCCAGGAAUAUCCCGCCGCUGCCACCAAUUGUUACGGUUACCCCCAGGCUAGCUGGAAGCUGGACCGCUUGGAUAGCCUGGAUCCACAGUGUUGAGAGAGAGAGAAGCGCCACUUCGGUAGUUAGUCCAUACGAAUCCUGUAAGUGUAGAGCAAUUCCACUAGCUCUAGUAUAGCUAGGAUACCCUUUUCCCCCACAAAACCAGUCGAGGCUGCGAUUUGAAGGUCAAGCAAGAACUGGAUUUAAUGGCACCUGGGCAUCGCUAUUUAUGCAAAAACCUCAGGUCCAGGGACAGCCCCCUCUGGACCUGAUGUGAUACAGGGACAUUACAAACAAUUGACCAAUAACAGUACACUGUAUCAUUUGAAAUAGUCACCGCCCAACUUGGAGAAACAGAUUUCAACGGUUAGGGCAAUUCAAUUAUCUCCAAGUGCCCAGAAUCCCACGUGUAACUUGAACAUACAAAACAGCAUAAAAAUACAUAUUUAUAACACUGUAUAACGCGUCUCCUAUAUUCUACCAUUCAUUAGAUAGCUCAGGUCUGAGCGCAUCAGAUGUGCGAAUAGCCCUCAGACCUCACGAACGGUAGAGCCAGUCCUUAGCAUACAAAGUCUUUUCGUGUUUCUUUGUCCCGAACACGAGAUGGCGGCCAUGUUUUCUGUCGGGGAAUAGGUGAGCGAGACCUGGCUCCAAAACCCCUGGAUCGAGGGACGGGUAGUGUGUGAUGCGAAUACCGCUCCAGGGAUGGUUGUCUCAGCCCUUCGUGGACAGAAUGCAGACCGCCCUGAAUGAGCAAUUAGCCUGCGGUUAACCGCAGCCCCAACAUUUUAAUUGGGGACACACGCCGGAGUACAGGGGGGUCCUCGUUCGGGAGUUUGAGUGCGGAGGAGUAGUAUACGAACGAGGCCACCCUGGGGCCCAUCAAUUACGUUUGUGGUUAACCGCAAACCGCAAGUUCCUGAUGGUCGACCGUUUGGUUGUUUGAAAGGUGAAAAAGGUUAAGUGGAGGCACACGCCAGGGCCUGGGUGGUUUUACUUCGUAUGUGCGAAUAUAGGAUCCUGGUGGUUCAUGUAAUUGAGUUUAUACAACAAGGGUACCAAAGGGAACGGCAUUCGGUAACAUAAAAUAAAGAGAACCAGUACUGGUCUGUAGAGCGUCUGUAACAACUACUACACCAUGCCAUGUAUACACAGCACAGGUACAGCGCAGACAGUGACAGUACCAGCUUCCCCUCACACACUUCUACACCAUGCCAUGUAUACACAGCACAGGUACAGCCCAGACAGCAGCAGUGCCAGCCUCCCCUCACACACUACUACACAAUGCCAUGUAUACACAGUACAGGUACAGCACAGACAGCGGCAGUGCCAGCCUCCCCUCACACACUACUACACCAUGCCAUGUAUACACAGCACAGGUACAGUACAGACAGCGACAGUGCCAGCCUGCCCUCACACACUACUACACCAUGCCAUGUAUACACAGCACAGGUACAGCGCAGACAACGACAGUGCCAGCCUCCCCCUCACACACUACUACACCAUGCCAUGUAUACACAGCACAGGUACAGCACAGACAGCGGCAGUGCCACAUUACUACACCAUACCAUGUAUACACAGCACAGGUACAGCGCAGACAGCGGCAGUGCCAGCCUCCCCCUCACACACUACUACACCAUGCCAUGUGUACACAGCACAGGUACAGCACAGACAGCGGCAGUGCCAGCCUCCCCUCACACACUACUACACCAUGCCAUGUAUACACAGCACAGGUACAGCACAGACAGCGACAGUGCCAGCCUGCCCUCACACACUACUACACCAUGCCAUGUAUACACAGCACAGGUACAGCACAGACAGCGGCAGUGCCAGCCUCCCCCUCACACACUACUACACCAUGCCAUGUAUACACAGCACAGGUACAGCGCAGACAGCGGCAGUGCCAGCCUCCCCUCACACACUACUACACCAUGCCAUGUAUACACAGCACAGGUACAGCGCAGACAGCGACAGUGCCAGCCUGCCCUCACACAUUACUACACCAUACCAUGUAUACACAGCACAGGUACAGCGCAGACAGCGGCAGUGCCAGCCUCCCCCUCACACACUACUACACCAUGCCAUGUAUACACAGCACAGGUACAGCACAGACAGCGACAGUGCCAGCCUGCCCUCACACACUACUACACCAUGCCAUGUAUAACAGCACAGGUACAGCACAGACAGCGGCAGUGCCAGCCUCCCCCUCACACACUACUACACCAUGCCAUGUAUACACAGCACAGGUACAGCGCAGACAGCGGCAGUGCCAGCCUCCCCUCACACACUACUACACCAUGCCAUGUAUACACAGCACAGGUACAGCAAGACAGCGCAGUGCCAGCCUGCCCUCACACACUACUACACCAUGCCAUGUAUACACAGCACAGGUACAGCGCAGACAGCCAGUGCCAGCCUCCCCUCACACACUACUACACCAUGCCAUGUAUAUACAGCACAGACAGCGCAGUGCCAGCCUGCCCUCACACACUACUACACCAGCCAUGUAUACCCAGCACACAGCACAGACAGCGGCAGUGCCAGCCUCCCCCUCACACACUACUACACCAUGCCAUGUAUACACAGCACAGGUACAGCACAGACAGCGGCAGUGCCAGCCUCCCCUCACACACUACUACACCAUGCCAUGUAUACACAGCACAGGUACAGCGCAGACAGCAGGCCAUGUGCCAGCCUCCCCUCACACACUACUACACCAUGCCAUGUAUACACAGCACAGGUACAGCGCAGACAGCGGCAGUGCCAGCCUCCCCUCACACACUACUACACCAUGCCAUGUAUACACAGCACAGGUACAGCACAGACAGCGGCAGUGCCAGCCUCCCCUCUCACACACAGUACACCAUGAUCUAUUUAGAUAACACAGCGCAGACAGCGGCAGUGCCUCUUUAUGUGAAUGCCUUGUGCCAUUAUAGUGCAUUCUGAUAUUGUGAAGAUAAUUCCUGACGUUUCAUUCUCUGUAUCCCUACAGUCAACCUUAUGAACACCAAACUGGAGACCUCGGAUCUUAAAUGGACUGUUUAUCCCAAAGACGACCCACAGGUAACUGCGUGUGUUCUUCUUUAAAAUGUCCCUCUGUCCCUUUAAUGUCUCCCGAUGUGGUCUGUGCUGUUAUAUUAUAAAUCCUGUUACUUUUCAUUACAUCUUCCCAAAUGUUUCUAUCUAGAGGAAAUUUCCAUUUUCUUGUUUCCUGAUGAGAAAGUUUCCAUUUUGUUUGAAGGAACACUAUAGUCUCCUAAAUUACUUUAGCUAAAUAAAGCAGUUUUAGUGUAUAGACCAUUCCCCUGCAAUUUCACUGCUCAAUUCACUGUCAUUUAGGAGUUAAAUCACUUUGUUUCUGUUUAUGUAGCCCUAGCCACACCUCCCCUGGCUAUGAUUGACAGAGCCUGCAAGAAAAAAACUGGUUUCACGUUCAAACAGAUGUAAUUUACCUUAAAUAAUUGUAUCUCAAUCUCUAAAUUGAACUUUAAUCACAUACAGGAGGCUCUUGCAGGGUCUAGCAAGCUAUUAACAUAGCAGAGGAUAAGAAAAUCUUAAUUAAACAGAACUUGCAAUAAAGAAAGCCUAAAUAGGGCUCUCUUUACAGGAAGUGUUUAUGGAAGGCUGUGCAAGUCACAUGCAGGGAGGUGUGACUAGGGUUCAUAAACAAAGGGAUUUAACUCCUAAAUGGCAGAGGAUUGAGCAGUGAGGCUGCAGGGGCAUGUUCUAUACACCAAAACUGCUUCAUUAAGCUAAAGUUGUUCAGGUGACUAUAGUGUCCCUUUAACCAAAUAGGUUUUUCACAAUUUCUCUAUCGGCAGCUUGUAGCUAUUUCCUGGUGUUCGUAGGUUAUUUCCUUUCCCGUUUCCUGGUAAUUUUUUCCAACUUCCUGUAGUUCAGAAGCUUCUUUGGGAAGUAUUUCAAUUUAUGUUAUAUUACUUGCUGUUUCCUGAAAAAAAGUAUUUUCCUUUUUCUGUUAAGGUAGCGAUUUGAGAUAGGGUUGUAGUCUCCUGGUCAGAUAAAGCUGUCCAUUUGUCAAAAAUGUCACCAAUAUUGUUUUCUUUCUUUUCUAAUAUCGUCUAACCCAGUUUUAUGGUUUUUAACACAAUUUGUGAGGAUCUAGUCUGAAGACCAAACUAAUGCUCCCUCUCAUGGAUACUAACUUUCUACGGCCAUUUUCUAGUUCUUGGCAAAUGGUGGACAAGGUUACCCCACUUCUUUCUGUUAAACUAUUUAUUUUUCCUGUUAGUAAACGAGUUGAGAGACUUUCCUGCUGGGCAUGAUCUUUUAAUUAUUAACAGAUAAUAGCUUGGAUUUAAUUUAGUUUUCGCUUUCCUGUACUCUUUUCUAGUGGGAUGAGAUGUCUGGUCUGGACGAGGAGCAGACACCAGUUCGAACCUAUGAAAUUUGCAAUGUCCACCUUUCUGGGCAGAACAACUGGCUCCGGACAAACUAUAUUCGCCGCGGUCCAGCCCGCUAUGUGUAUGUCGAGCUGACUUUCACAGUGCUGGAGUGCGCAUCUCUGGAACGUGCUGGCCGAUCAUGCAAGGAGACAUUUAAUCUGUACUACUACCCGUCCUCUACAGACUUGGCUAAUGACCACUUUCCACCUUGGAUGGAGAACCCAUGGAUCAAAGUGGACACUGUAGCUGCUGACUUCCUGGGAAGACGUGGUGCUCGUGGGGUCUCAACACGGCCUAAUGUCAAGACCUUGAGGUUAAGUGGACUUACAGGAGCAGGCUUCUACUUGGGAUUCCAAGAUCAAGGGGCUUGCAUGGCAUUGUUGGCUGUUCGUGUUUUUUAUCGGGUAUGCCCAUCUGUGGUGGCCUCACUGGCAAGAUUUCCUGAGACUGUGUCGGAAGGUCUGGUUGUGUCGGCAGAAGGAAACUGUGUAGAUGGAGCAGAAGGCUCUAUGGGGAGACGUCCCACCAUGUAUUGUCGUGAAGAUGGAGAGUGGGCCAAACCGGCAGCCGGGGAAUGUGUCUGCAUGGCUGGAAGGGAGGAGAAAGAGGGCCGCACAAAGUGUACAGGUGAGAGAAUGGAAAGGCCGGACAGAGGGAUAAUAGGCGUUCUGGAAAUUAGAUCAACUGAGACAUUACUAUAUGAGGGGACAUGGGGUGGAAGCAGAGGGAGGAAAUGUGUAGGUGAAAGAAAUAAAAUUCUGUUGCCUUAUUUCUAUGUAAUAGGAUAGGGGUAGAUGUUCUGUGCCUCGGAUUCCCCUAUUGAGUCUUCUGAGUUGAAGUCAAGCUGCAAUUCAUCUUCCGAGCUUCUUAAACUGAGUAACGUGUUACAGAGUUCCCAGGAUCUAGGUGUGUGUAAUAGGGGCUCUGGGUACCCUGGUCAGAUAUGGUGUUAUACUGAGGGUGGUGGGGUGUAUAGUGUAAUAGAGAGGUUGGUGGGCUGUAUAGUGUUAUAGAGAGGUCGGUGGUGGGCUGCAUAGUGUUAUAGAGAGGUUGGUGGGCUGUAUAGUGUUAUAGAAAGGUUGGCGGGCUGUAUUGUGUUAUAGAUAGGUCAGUGGGCUGCAUAGUGUUACAGAGAGGUAGGGGGUGGGCUGCAUAGUGUUACAGAGAGGUCGGUGGUGGGCUGUAUAGUGUUAUAGAGAGGUCAGUGGGCUGUAUAGUGUUAUAGAGAGGUCGGUGGUGGGCUGCAUAGUGUUAUAGAGAGGUCAGUGGGCUGUGUAGUGUAAUAGAGAGGUCUGUGGGCUAUAUAGUGUAAUAGAGAGGUCGGUAUAUAGUGUAAUAGAGAGGUUGGUGGGCUGUGUAGUGUUAUAGAGAGGUCGGUGGUGGGCUGUGUAGUGUAAUAGACAGCUCGGUGGGCCAAGGCUAUGUCGCUGCCCCUGUCAGUAGUGUUUGCACAGAGGUGUCACAGACAAAGGGAGGCAGGAAUGUCAGGUAUGUGGGGGGGAGGGGGCUGUGUGAAUGUGAGAGAUGAAAGGGGGAAGUUAAGUGAAUAUAAUAUUCUCCUCUUCAGCCUGGUCUCCUUUAACCCUUUACUGCCUGACCUCUGCAGAGUGAUUCUAUUAACCCCUUACUGCCUGACCUCUGCAGAGUGAUUCCAUUAACCCUUCACUGCCUGACCUCUGCAGAGUGAUUCCAUUAACCCCUUACUGCCUGACCUCUGCAGAGUGAUUCCAUUAACCCCUUACUGCCUGGCCUCUGCAGAGUGAUUCCAUUAACCCCUUACUGUCCGGCCUUUGCAGAUUGGUUCCAUUAACCGCUUACUGCCCGGCCUCUGCAGAUUGAUUCCAUUAACCGCUUACUGCCCGGCCUCUGCAGAUUGGUUCCAUUAACCGCUUACUGUCCGGCCUCUGCAGAUUGGUUCCAUUAACCGCUUAUUGCCCGGCCUCUUCAGAGUGAUUCCAUUAACCCCUUACUGUCCGGCCUCUGCAGAUUGGUUCCAUUAACCGCUUACUGCCCGGCCUCUGCAGAUUGAUUCCAUUAACCGCUUACUGCCCGGCCUCUGCAGAGUGAUUCCAUUAACCCCUUACUGCCUGGCCUCUGCAUAGUGAUUCCAUUAACCGCUUACUGCCUGGCCUCUGCAGAGUGAUUCCAUUAACCCCUAACUGCCUGGCCCCUGCAGAGUGAUUCCAUUAACCCCUAACUGCCCGGCCUCUGCAGGCCUCUGGCAUUAACCCUUUACUGCCAGACCUCUGCAGAUUGAUUCCAUUAAACCCUUACUGCCUGUCCUCUGCAGAGUGAUUCCAUUAAACCCUUACUGCCUGUCCUCUGCAGAGUGAUUCCAUUAAACCCUUACUGCCUGUUCUCUGCAGAGUGAUUCCAUUAACCCUUCACUGCCUGUCCUCUGCAGAGUGAUUCCAUUAACCCUUUACUGGCAGGCCUCUGCAGGGCCUUUCCAUUAACCAUUUACUGCCUAGUCUGUGGAGAAUCAUUCCUUUAAUAUUUUACUGCCUGGACUCCAUGGAGAGUCAUCAAUUUAACCCUUUACUGCAUGGUCUGCGGAUAAUCAUUCUUUUAACCCUUUACUGCGUGGUCAGCGUAUAAUCAUUCUUUUAACCCUUUUCUACAUGAACUCCAUGGAGAAUCAUUAAUUUAACCCUUUACUGACUGAGCUCUGCAUAUAGUCAUUCCUUUAAAUAUUUUCUGCUUGGAUUCUAAGGGGAUUUAUUCCUUUAACCCGUUACUGCCUGGUCAUUCCUUUAAGCCUUUACUGGCCUAAGGCCAUUGAGAAUAUUGACCACCUGUUUAAAGCACCCCGUAUUUCUAGACUAUAAAAUGGCUCAGCUACAGCCUGCCACCUCACCCCUGCAGUCCCCUAACGUAUCACUGGGUACAGCCCAUAAACCCACUAUAUUAGUGGCCCUAAUUGCCCCCUGCCCUCCCAUUCCAGACACCUCGGCUAGGGCAGUUUCGUUUGACACCUUCAGAAUGGGGGCACGGAGGGACCAGCACUACCACAGGCUCAGGAGAGGGUCCAGUAGGGAAUUACUCUGUAUGGAGUUUUAUUAAAACAAAUUAGUGGGAGGUUAAUUAUAACUAGCUGAUUGUCGAGCUGUCAGUGGGAAAUUGUAAUUGGUUACCAUGGUGACUGUGUCAAUCAACUAAGAAUUACAUUUUGAACCCAACCCCAGACAAAUGGUGGCAUGGUACAUUGUAUUGCUGUCAGGGAAAGGGUUAAACUCUUUAUAUUCUAUAUAUAGGGAUACGUAUUAAUCUAGAGCUGUUCCAAAGAGCUUACAGUCACAUUAACAACUCUUCAACCUGUAUUUACAGCCUGUCUAAUGGGAACGUUUAAGCCCACAGUGGGGGACAUGCCGUGUCAACCUUGUCCCCUUAACAGCCUUACAGCGGCCCCAGGGGCCACAGUGUGUAACUGCAAAACUGGGCAUUUUCGAGCUCCUGCAGAUCCCGCAACAGAUUCAUGUACCAGUAAGUAUUGUCUGCACUACCUGCACCCACUACUUGUAUCUGUGCGCACUACCUGCACCCCACUACUUGUAUCUGUACACACUACCCACCCCAAUACACACUACCUGCACCCCACAACCAAUCCCAAUACACACCACCUGCACCCCACUACCCAUCCUAAUAUGCACUACCUGCACCCCACUACUUGUAUCAGUACACACUACCUGCACCCACUACUUGUAUCAGUACACACUACUUGCACCCUACUACCCUUCCCAAUACGCACUACCUGCACCCCAUGACCCAUCCCACUACACGCACACCACUACUUGUAUCAGUACACACUACCUGCUCCCCCAGUACACAGUACCUGCAUCCCUCUUCCCAUUCCACUCUCUCUCCCUCUAUUUAUACCCCUCGCUCUCUCUCUAUUUAUAUCCCUCACUCUCUCUCCCUCUAUACCUCUCUCCCUCUCCCAACCUGUAAUUAUUCUUCUCUCACUCUUUCCCCAGCCCCUCCCUUGGCUCCUCGAAGUAUUGUAGCCCAUGUAAAUGGGUCUGUGGUGGACUUGGAUUGGAGUGAGCCACUUGAUUCUGGCGGACGGGGAGACUUGUACUAUGAAGUGCAAUGUCUGGAAUGUGCUGUGAAUGCACAGUGUAUACCUUGCACCCGACUCACCUUUUCCCCGCGCCCUAAUCGCCUGCUGGAGCGCAAGCUACGCGUAUCUGGGCUCCGACCAAGGAUGACUUACAAUUUCCGUGUGCUGGCACUAAACGGGGUGUCGGAACGAAGUGGAAUUGGAGCAAUGGGCGAGGAGCUCAAUGUUACCACCGACCGUGAUGGUAAGGCCCAGUCUUCUAAAUAUUCCAUGAAAUAUAAGUUCCUUGGGGGAGGGACUAACUCCUAAUGAUAAGCUGCAACCCACAGGAUAGGCUGUCAGAACAGCAACAACUGUCACUUUACACGUGUCCCCCUGGGCUGGCAAUAUACGUAUAACUGUGUGUUUCUCACUAGAAAUGAAUACGAACAGAUUGUCCUGAAAGAAUCGUCAGGACCCAGAUCUCACAGCUUCUCGAGCUAUCAAUAAUGCUACAUCUCUAUUACUAUAAUAAUAACAAUAAUAUAUAUAAUGUUACAUCCAUCACUCAAAUAAUGCACAUGUGUGAUGCAAGGACACAUUCAUUCACUUACAGUAUCGUUACUUUUUAUAAGACACAUUUAUUUUUUUUGUAGAUUAUAUAUGUUUCAUUUUAAUAGUCAUAUGAUUAAAAUUUGUUUGGUGUCACAGUUUGUGUAUUUUUCUUAUUUUAAUAAAAUAUCUAACAGGAAUCAUUACUGGAGUUAUACCCCUGCCAGCCUAUGUUCUCUGUAUCUAAUGUCUGCUAUCUCUCCAGUUCCCCUCCCAGUUUCCGGAAUCCAACAAAUGGCAGCAACAGAUACCUCACUCUACCUGCGGUGGGCGCCACCACCCCCACCCAACCAGCCCAAGGGCAAUAUCCUGGAUUAUGAGGUCAAAUACUAUGAAAAGGUGAUAACAUUAUUAUUUUGUUUUUUGGGGAAAUUUGAUGAAUGUGAUUAUUUAAUUGUUAUGGAAGAAUAUAUAAAAAUACUUUUACACAUUGUACAGGAAGAGUAGCGCAUAAUAGGAGAGUCACAAGUUCACCACAGUGCACAGAAAUUAGACACGUCUCCAUAAUAUCAGUAAAUGAUAACGCUGACAUUACAGUAAUAUCCGAUAAAUGAUAACGCUGACAUUACAAUAAUAUCCAGUAAAUGAUAACGCUGACAUUACAGUAAUAUCCGAUAAAUGAUAACGCUGACAUUACAGUAAUAUCGGAUAAAUGAUAACGCUGACAUUACAGUAAUAUCCGAUAAAUGAUAACGCUGACAUUACAGUAAUAUCCGAUAAAUGAUAACGCUGACGUUACAGUAAUAUCGGAUAAAUGAUAACGCUGACAUUACAGUAAUAUCCGAUAAAUGAUAACGCUGACAUUACAGUAAUAUCGGAUAAAUGAUAACGCUGACGUUACAGUAAUAUCGGAUAAAUGAGAACGCUGACAUUACAGUAAUAUCCGAUAAAUGAUAACGCUGACGUUACAGUAAUAUCUGAUAAAUGAUAACGCUGACAUUACAGUAAUAUCGGAUAAAUGAUAACGCUGACAUUACAGUAAUAUCCGAUAAAUGAUAACGCUGACGUUACAGUAAUAUCGGAUAAAUGAUAACGCUGACAUUACAGUAAUAUCCGAUAAAUGAUAACGCUGACAUUACAGUAAUAUCGGAUAAAUUAUAACGCUGAUCAAACAUUGGAAUUAUGCGAAGAGAUGAAGAAAGAUGGCUCCAUAUAAACUCUAUGGAUAAACUGCUGCUAUUUCAGCGUGAUUGUUUUACUGCGUUCUGGCACACAGAGCUCUGUAGGAAUCUGACACUGUAUGAUGGCCAUAAAGCAGAGGGGAAAUAUCUCAGGAGUGCAACAAAGCUUACUGGCACAUAUGUUCAUGUCUGUCAGACCCAAGAUUGUGUCCAGUCUACAAUUUAGUUCCAUCUUGGUGUAGAUAACAAUGCCCAAGUAACACCCACCAUGUUUCCCCACAGGAUCAAGAGAAACCCCUAAUAAUGUUCCUGAAGACCACAGCCAGUGAGGCUCGUCUGGUGGGACUUCGGGCCGGCACCCUGUAUGUGGUACAGGUGCGAGCGAGGACUGAAGCUGGGUACGGGGCUUUCAGUGGAGAUGCCUUAUUUCAAACCUUGUCACAUGGUGAGUACAGGCAUUAGGUGUUACCUUCUGAUAAAGGGCUGGUUAUUGAAAUGAUUUGACCACUUAUUCUUCUCUAGUGCAACUGUCUGGAUUGGUCUCCAGAGAUCUCUUAACUAGUCUUAUUAGGACAGAUAUAUUUUAUUAUUAUUAUUAUUAUAUAUAUAUGGGUAACUACAGAUCGGGCAGCUUAUUGUCCUCUGUUCUCAGCAUUGGGUAGUCGAUGAUACACACUCUUGUUGUCAUAUCACUGUUUCUCAAGCUUUUCCAAUUGGCCUUCUGGCCGCGAUGUGAUGUCUAAAUUGUGAAGUAUACAAUCAGCUCAAUAGCAGAAUAACUGCUUUAAUUGUAUCAUAAGAUAAUGGCUCCUGUAUUGAUUUACCCGGUAUGAUAAUGUGUUGUUUCUUUCCUUAGACCCAGAGAAAGCGCAGCCUCAGGUGGCGUUAAUUGCGGGGACAGCCGGUGUGGGCACGCUUCUUGUCAUAGCCGUUAUAAUAGUCGCCAUUGUGUGCGUACGGUGAGUACUGGGAUUUUACUCCUAUAGAAAGUCUGCAAACUCCAUGGGACAUUCCCAUUUUAAUAUAAAAUCAUAUCAAAUGGAACUUUUUUUUUAUCUGUGAAAAUGUUGUGUAUUGGUUUUGUCACACGAGACACGUGGGAAAACAAACAACGAAGGGAGGUAUGAUUUGUGUGUAUUUGGGUUCUGCAGGAAACAUGCAAUUAACAAGGAGACCGAGUAUAGCGACAAGCCUCCGCAGUAUCUCAUCGGACACAGUGAGUGUGUAUAUAGACCUAUAGCGGUCAUUCUGCUGUAAGAACUGGCCGCUUCUUAAUAGAACUCUUUCAAUCCUACUAACUGAUCACUCUCUGCUCUCUCUAAUACCAGAUCACUUCCUGCUCUCUCUAAUACCAGAUCACUUCCUGGUUGUCAUAUAUCUCUUCCUGUAAUAACUGAUCUCUUCCUGAUUUCCUAUUUUAAUUAGCUAUCUUUUCUGGUAAUAGGCAAUAUCUUCCUGUAAUUCCGAUCUCUUCCUGUUCAAAAAAAAAAAAUCUCUUCCCGUAAUAACAAAUCUCUUCCUGUAAUAACUGCUCUAUUCCUGUAAUAACAGAUCUCUUCCUGUAAUAACUGCUCUAUUCCUGUAAUAACAGAUCUCUUCCUGUAAUAAUCGAUUUCUUCCAGUAAUAAUCGAUUUCUUACAAUAUUAACUGAUCUCUUCCAAUAAUAACCAAUCUUCUCCUGUAAUAACAGAUCUCUUCCUAUAAUAACAGAUCUCUUCCUAUAAUAACCAAUCUUCUCCUGUAAUAACAGAUCUCUUCCUAUAAUAACAGAUCUCUUCCUAUAAUAACCAAUCUUCUCCUGUAAUAACAGAUCUCUUCCUAUAAUAACAAAUCUCUUCCUGUAAUAACAGAUCUCUUCCUAUAAUAACCAAUCUUCUCCUAUAAUAACAGAUCUCUUCCUGUAAUAACGGAUCUUUUCUUGUAAUAACAGAUGUCUUCCUGUAAAAACUGAUCUCUUCCUGUAAUUACCAACCUUUUCCUGUAAUAAAUUAUCUCUUCCAGUAAUAACCGAUCUUUACCUGUAAUAACCAAGCUCUUCCAGUAAUAACCGAGCUCUUCCAGUAAUAACCGAGCUCUUCCAGUAAUAACCGAUCUCUUCCUGUAAAAAAUGAUCUCUUCCUGUUAAAACCGAUCUCUUCCUGUAAUAAAAUAUCUCUGCUUGUUAUAACAGAUCUCUUCCUGUAAUAAAUUAUCUCUGCUUGUUAUAACAGAUCUCUUCCUGUGAUAAAUUAUCUCUGCUUGUUAUAACCGAUCUCUUCCUGUGAUAAAUUAUCUCUGCUUGUUAUAACAGAUCUCUUCCUGUAAAAAAUGAUCUCUUCCUGUUAAAACCGAUCUCUUCCUGUAAUAAAAUAUCUCUGCUUGUUAUAACAGAUCUCUUCCUGUAAUAAAUUAUCUCUGCUUGUUAUAACAGAUCUCUUCCUGUGAUAAAUUAUCUCUGCUUGUUAUAACCGAUCUCUUCCUGUGAUAAAUUAUCUCUGCUUGUUAUAACAGAUCUCUUCCUGUAAAAAAUGAUCUCUUCCUGUUAAAACCGAUCUCUUCCUGUAAUAAAAUAUCUCUGCUUGUUAUAACAGAUCUCUUCCUGUAAUAAAUUAUCUCUGCUUGUUAUAACAGAUCUCUUCCUGUGAUAAAUUAUCUCUGCUUGUUAUAACCGAUCUCUUCCUGUAAUAACAGAUCUCUUCCUGUGAUAAAUUAUCUCUGCUUGUUAUAACCGAUCUUUUCCUGUAAUAACCGAUCUUUUCCUGUAAUAAAUUAUCUCUGCUUGUAAUAACCGAUCUCUUCCUGUAAUAACCGAUCUCUUCCUGUAAUAACUGUAAGAAUAUGUUAUAAUUGUGCUGUUACAAAUAAUACUUUUCAUGUAUGUAUAUUUUUUCACCUGUUGUAUUACAGAUGCCAAGUUAUACAUUGAUCCUUUCACUUAUGAGGAUCCUAACGAGGCUGUUCGAGAAUUUGCUAAAGAAAUUGAUGUGUCUUAUGUGAAGAUUGAGGAGGUCAUAGGAGCAGGUGAGGGUUUUACAAGGAGAGUUCAAGCAAUGAGUUAAAGAGAAAGGAGUCUGGCAUACACAGUAACAAAGGGGUAGGAGAAAAUAGAAGACAGACACAUUAGAGGACAAGGCACAUCAGAUUACAUUUGGACUGGGUAAUGUGGGUGACGCUAAUGGCAGUUGGAUACAAUGGAAGGUGCAGAGGAUGUUGGAGGUCAGAGAUAAGAAAGAAAUGUUUAGUAAGGUAGGAGCUUACGAGCCUCAUUUUAGAUGUGAGCCAGGUGAGUAAAAGUGGUGGCAUAUCAUGAAGAGAAACUGGGGCAAGGGAAAGCAGAAUGACGAUGAUAGAUGCGAGAGUUGGCAAUGAUAGAUGUGGGAGUUGGCAAUGAUAGAUGUGGGAGUUGACGAUGAUAGCUGUGGGAGUUGGUGAUGAUAGAUGUAGGAGUUGGCGAUGAUAGAUGUGGAAGUUGGCGAUGAUAGAUGUGGAAGUUGGCGAUGAUGGAUGUGGGAGUUGGUGAUGAUAGAUGUGGAAGUUGGCGAUGAUAGAUGUGGAAGUUGGUGAUGAUAGAUGUGGAAGUUGGUUAUGAUAGAUGUAGGAGUUGGCGAUGAUGGAUGUGGAAGUUGGCGAUGAUGGAUGUGGAAGUUGGCGAUGAUGGAUGUGGGAGUUGGUGAUGAUAGAUGUGGAAGUUGGCGAUGAUAGAUGUGGAAGCUGGUUAUGAUAGAUGUGGAAGCUGGUUAUGAUAGAUGUGGAAGCUGGUUAUGAUAGAUGUAGGAGUUGGCGAUGAUGGAUGUGGGAGUUGGCGAUGGUAGAUGUGGGAGUUGGCGAUGGUAGAUGUGGGAGUUGGCGAUGGUAGAUGUGGAAGCUGGUGAUGAUGGACGUGGAAGCUGGCGAUGAUGGACGUGGGAGCCUGCGAUGAUGGACGUGGGAGCCUGCGAUGAUGGACGUGGGAGCCUGCGAUGAUGGACGUGGGAGCCUGCGAUGAUGGACGUGGGAGCCUGCGAUGAUCAAUGUGGGAGCCUGCGAUGAUCAAUGUGGGAGUUGGUGGUGAUCGAUGUUGAAGUUGACGAUGAUGGAUGUGGGAUCUGGUGAUGGUAGAUGUGGAAGUUGGCGAUGAUAGAUGUGGAAGCUGGUUAUGAUAGAUGUGGAAGUUGGCGAUGAUAGAUGUGGAAGUUGGCGAUGAUAGAUGUGGAAGCUGGUUAUGAUAGAUGUGGGAGUUGGCGAUGAUGGAUGUGGGAGUUGGCGAUGAUGGAUGUGGGAGUUGGCGAUGAUGGAUGUGGGAGUUGGCGAUGAUGGAUGUGGGAGUUGGUGAUGAUAGAUGUGGAAGUUGGCGAUGAUAGAUGUGGAAGUUGGUUAUGAUAGAUGUGGAAGCUGGUUAUGAUAGAUGUGGAAGCUGGUUAUGAUAGAUGUGGAAGCUGGUUAUGAUAGAUGUGGGAGUUGGCGAUGAUGGAUGUGGGAGUUGGCGAUGAUGGAUGUGGGAGUUGGCGAUGGUAGAUGUGGGAGUUGGCGAUGGUAGAUGUGGAAGCUGGUGAUGAUGGACGUGGAAGCUGGCGAUGAUGGAUGUGGGAGCCUGCGAUGAUCAAUGUGGGAGUUGGUGGUGAUCGAUGUUGAAGUUGGCGAUGAUGGAUGUGGGAUCUGGUGAUGGUAGAUGUGGGAGUUUGUCUCCCAGGAAUGUUUAGUGGUAUGGGGGUCAAUUUGGCUCUAGACUGGUAUGGUUGGAUUCACUUCAGUUGAGGUUAGAACAUGAAUAGUGAAGAGAAGACACUGCAGCCUCUCCUGACCCCCAUUUUAACUCUUUUUAGGGGAAUUUGGGGAAGUGUGCCGUGGACGCCUGAAGGUGCCAGGGAAGAAAGAAAACUAUGUGGCGAUAAAAACCUUAAAAGGCGGGUACACGGAGCGCCAGCGCAGAGAAUUCCUCAGUGAGGCGAGCAUCAUGGGGCAGUUUCAGCACCCAAACAUUAUCCACCUGGAAGGAGUAAUUACUAAUAACUGCCCUGUAAUGAUCAUCACAGAGUACAUGGAGAAUGGAGCCCUCGACUCAUUCCUCAGGGUGAGUGUGCAUUGUGUAUGUGAGCAAAUAUUCACCGUCCUUUAACCUGUAACAAAAAGAGAAAGUAAUGUUACCCAUUGGAUGAGCUUAAUAAUAGAAGGAAAUGGCUCUAGAGAGAGCUGCUGGGGAAGGCAUUGUGAAAAGCCAUGUCUUCAGUUUGUCCCAAAGUGUGGGAGAAUCCUCAGUUUCUAUGAUAUCUAUGGGUAAGAUGUCUACGGGUAGGGUGGUUUGAGAUCAAGCUCCUCUUUUUGACUUUUGUGUCACUUCUAGUUGAUACGUGCUGCUGUUGGGCACCUAAUGUGUCUGGAGGGGGUCACCUAAUACAUACGUGUGCUGUAGGCAGUGUUCUGAAGUGCUCUAGAGUUCUCUGAGGAUUGUGUGAAGAGCUAAUUGCCCCAUGUUUGGUGUGGAGUCUGUUCAGUUUCUUUAAGCUUGGCUAAGAUGUAGUCCAGUCUUAGUACUUCCUAAAAGCAAGAAGAAAAGAGUUUCUAGUCUACUAACAGAAAAUACAUGGCCAUACCAUCAGUGGUUUGACAAGUUUGAGGUUCUCCUAGUCCUCUAAAUGGCCUAUACACCAAAUCACACAGAGCCCUCAACGUUGAGUUAGUUUUGCUUCCACGUGGCCAUAGUGAGUGUUUCUUGUUUAACGUCAGACAUAAGUAUAUUAUCUGCUGGUGGACAAGGGGAGCGAUAGAGCAGAACUGGGGUCCCCCAACUAUAUCUUUGUUUUACAGCUCUGUGGAAUAUAAUGGCACCUUACAAAUAAUGAUCUAUUUAUUCAUUCUCGCAGCAAGUAUAAUAAAGAUUACGGUUAGGUGAAAUAAUGCAGGACAGACAGAUCCCGGAGCUCUGAAUGACUCUGGGAAUUGAUUGACUUCAUAGAGAACUGUUUGUUCUUUACUAAAACGUAGCAUAAAGUAAACAGACAAAUCACUUGCUUUCUGUCUGCAAUAGAUUUGAAUGGCUUUAAGCUUAUCUCGCACAACAUUACAGAGCAUACGUUCUCACGUUAAACAGGCUGCAUGUUCUCUGAUGACAGUAAUUGGCAUGGCUAAACGUUGAGGAGUUGAUUUAAUUCCGUCUGGACUUUGUUGUGGGGCUGAUUUGUAAACUCAAAGCCACGUACAGAUUUUGAAAUCAUUAUUGCCUCCAGCCUCCAAUUAAGAACCUCCAGCUCCAUGAAUGUUUGCUUGUAAUGUGCCAAAAUAAUUUGAAAUAAGUGUGUUAUUUUUAAUCCAAUGCUGUCAGCUGGAUCUCAAGGUCCAGAACAAGGGGAUAUCCCUGGGCUAGGAGAUGCUCCAUCAGACCAUGAUGUUCCACAGACAAAUUUCCAUUUCAAUAGAUUGGUGGUUGGGGCUGACAUCACCAAUACAGAGUGUGUAUAUACAUAUAUAAAUGAAUAUUCCUUGUGUUUGUGUUGCACAGCUAAAUGACGGGCAGUUUACACCAAUUCAGCUGGUGGGGAUGCUGCGGGGAAUCGCCUCUGGGAUGCGGUAUUUGGCGGAGAUGAAUUAUGUUCACAGAGAUCUGGCAGCACGAAACAUUCUAGUUAACAGUAAUCUGGUUUGCAAAGUAUCGGAUUUUGGUUUGUCGCGGUUUCUCCAAGAAGGAUCCACGGAUCCCACGUAUACCUCCUGUCUGGUAAGAGAAUGAAAUAUGUAAAUGGACGUUUGAAAGAGGGGAUGGAGUGUGAAUGGGCACGAGGGCCGAUAGACGGAGUAAAUGUGAGGGAUAGAUGAGUGCAACAAAUGAAGAACAUGUUGAGGAUAAGCUCAGAUUACUCAUGAUGAAAAAUUAUUUAAAUGCUCAGACUACUCUCACAUUUCAACUCUCAGGGCGGUAAAAUCCCCAUCCGAUGGACAGCCCCAGAAGCCAUCGCCUUCCGGAAGUUUACAUCUGCCAGUGAUGUCUGGGGAUACGGGAUUGUCAUGUGGGAAGUUAUGUCUUUUGGAGAACGACCGUACUGGGACAUGUCUAAUCAAGAUGUGAGUACCAGCAGAUUAAUGUGUCCAAUUACUGCCCAUCAUUCAGUCCGUAGCCAUAAGACAACCAGAUUCUCAUAUUUUAAUAAUUACUUCAAGGUACACUUUGCGUGAGAUUUGUGUUCGUAAAAUGGCCAUUCAGUCGAUUUGUAGAUGAGAGGGUGGGUUUUGAGGCUAACCUACUAUAUUUGUACUCUCUUGUUCUUCAGCUUCCAGAUUUUAGAUUGUGAUCCUUUAUUUUUUUAGGUGAUUAAUGCUAUCGAGCAGGAUUACCGACUCCCAGCUCCUCCUGAUUGCCCAUCUGCCCUGCAUCAGUUAAUGUUGGACUGUUGGCAGAGAGAUCGAGCAGCCCGGCCUCGUUUUACCGAUAUUGUCAGCUCCUUGGACAAACUGAUUCGUAACCCAGCCAGCCUGAAGAUCACCACCCGGGAGCAACAUGGGUAAGUCAGAUAUGCUUUGCACUAAAUGUCUGGCUGGGAUUCCUCAGUAUGGGAGAUCAUGUCAGUGAGGAGGGAAUGAUGAUCAGAGAAUAUUGAUCAGUUAAGUGCUAAGCUAUGGCAGGAGAAAGCUUAAAACUCUUAAGUUUGAUGAUUGUUACCUUCCAACAGAACACUUUUCAAGAUCACUUGAAACAGAUCAUCUCUCAUUCUCUGUCUCUCUCCAGCAUUCGGUAACAUAUCCUAAAUGUUUGUCUGUUCCUCCACAGGACUUCACAGCCUCUCUUGGACCAACGCACGCCGCACUAUUCUUCCUUCGCUACGGUGGGCGAGUGGCUGCAAGCAAUAAAAAUGGGAAGAUACGAGGAAGGAUUUAGAAAUGCAGGAUUUACUACAUUUAGCAGAGUUCGACAGAUAACCACAGAGUAAGUCAAUUAUAGGCUAUAGGAAUUGAAGAUUGAAAUGGAUGGUAAAUGCUGCCAAUUCGAAUAUCCUAGAACAGGCCACAAGGGACACACAGCACUCACUACACACAGAGCCUCACACUACACACAGAGCUACACACUACACACAGAACACACGGCACUCACUACACACAGAGCCACACACAGAACAUACAGCACUCACUACAUACAGAGCCACUUACUACACACACAGCACUCACUACACACAAAGCCACUCACUACACACACAGCCACACACAGAACACUCAGCACUCACUGCACACAGAGCCACACACAGAACAUACAGCACUCACUACAUACAGAGCCACUUACUACACACACAGCACUCACUACACACAAAGCCACUCACUACACACACAGCCACACACAGAACACACAGCACCCACUACACACACAGCACCCACUACACACAAAGCCACUCACUACACACAGAGCCACUCACUACACACAGAGCCACACAGCACUCACUACACACAGAGCCACACACUACACACAGAGCCACACACUACACAAGGAGCCACACACUACUCACAGAACACACAGCACUCACUACACACAGAGCCACACACUACUCACAGAACACACAGCACUCACUACACACAGAGCCACACACUACUCACUACACACAGAGCCACACACUACACACACAGCACUCACUACACACAGAGCCACACACUACACACAGAGCCACACAGCACUCACUACACACAGAGCCACACACUACACACAGAGCCACACACUACACAGCCACACACACCCACUACACACAAAGCCACUCACUACACACAGAGCCACUCACUACACACAGAGCCACACAGCACUCACUACACACAGAGCCACACACUACACACAGAGCCACACACUACACAAGGAGCCACACACUACUCACAGAACACACAGCACUCACUACACACAGAGCCACACACUACUCACAGAACACACAGCACUCACUACACACAGAGCCACACACUACUCACUACACACAGAGCCACACACUACACACACAGCACUCACUACACACAGAGCCACACACUACACACAGAGCCACAAACUCUGUGUGUGGCUCUGGGUAACAUGGGUAAGUCAGAUAUGCUUUGCACUAAAUGUCUGGCUGGGAUUCCUCAGUAUGGGAGAUCAUGUCAGUGAGGAGGGAAUGAUGAUCAGAGAAUAUUGAUCAGUUAAGUGCUAAGCUAUGGCAGGAGAAAGCUUAAAAGGAGCUACACACAGCACUCACUACACACAGAGCCACACACUACACACAGAACACACAGCACUCACUACACACAGAGCCACACACUACACACAGAGCCACUCACUACACACAGAGCCGCUGAUUACACACAGAGCCACUGAUUACACACAGAGCCACUGAUUACACACAGCCACUGAUUACACACACAAGACUCACUACGCACAGAGCCACUGAUUACACACAGAGCCACUGAUUACACACAGCCACUGAUUACACACACAAGACUCACUACGCACAGAGCCACUGAUUACGCACAGAGCCACUGAUUACACACAGAGCCACUGAUUACGCACAGAGCCACUGAUUACGCACAGAGCCACUGAUUACGCACAGAGCCACUGAUUACACACACAAGACUCACUAAUUACACACAGAGCCACUGAUUACACACACAAGACUCACUACACACACAAGACUCACUACACACAGAGCCACUGAUUACGCACAGAGCCACUGAUUACGCACAGAGCCACUGAUUACACACAGAGCCACUGAUUACGCACAGAGCCACUGAUUACACACAGAGCCACUGAUUACACACACAAGACUCACUACACACAGAGCCACUGAUUACGCACAGAGCCACUGAUUACACACAGAGCCACUGAUUACGCACAGAGCCACUGAUUACACACAGAGCCACUGAUUACACACAGAGUCAAACACUGCUGCUGGCUAUGUGCUACUGGAAAAGCAGGGAUAAAACAGAAAAUAACUUGUUGGGUUCACUAGAAGCCCUAAAAAUUGUGACCUGACAGAGUAAACAGGGUUUUUUCGAACCUCAGGCUACGACGAGUUGACUUUAUGAAUAAAUAUUCCAACCAUCUCACACAAUGCAAUGUGGUCGUAGUGUAAUCAAUAUACGGUCAGACAAGGCUCAAGACCAUUUAUCCAAUUGUUGUAUCACUUUGCCAACGAGUUGUAGAGGAUGCCCUGUUCCAUGGUCCCAGUCCCCCCUUUCACCAUAAAAAUUUAAUUUCUCCACGAAAACUCAAUGAUUGAACCUCUAGGAGCCCCUUGGCUAGGUGGACAUUAAAAAGCCUGCUAUCGCCUCUUCGGAGCACGGGGAACUAGAUAGCCCCAUUCCUUGCUGGGAGAGGAGCAAAUUAUUUAGUGAAUGUCACCACAGAUUAGACAAUUCUCACACUUCGUCAAAUACGCAAACGAGAUAAAGCUUCUUCCAUGAAGAAAUCAGCAUUGGAUUAUUGUGCAAAGUGCGAUCAGAACCAUGGAAUUGCUCCCACAGGCUUGUGCAAUCGGUAUCUACGCUCGCAACUAAACAGGGCAACAGUGACUGGUUGUUUGCUAUAAGACAUCAGUCAGUGAUGGAAAGGAGAGAAUGUGGGGUGGGAGGUUGCAUGAGAAUGGGAUAAAGAAAUUCAAACAUUCAAACAUGUAUUCUUAAUGCUCUAAUGUUCCUCGAGCUAUGUAGGUGCCAACCCCCAUGAGGGAAGAUUUACUUACCUUACAUCCCAUGGUGUGCCAGGCUCCGUGGCUGAGUUCAUCAGUCUUCAUCAGGCUAAGGGCGCAAAAUGCUGCUCUAGGAGAGUCAUUUGAGCUAUAGCCAAGUUUAACUUGGUUCUAGCUGUGGAAGAGCCGCUAUUGGUUGUCUUCUGACUAGAGUUGUGUUAACCCUGAAUGAAAAUAUUUUUGUUCCUGCAAUGUUUUUAGAUGGAUGCAGGAUUAAAUAGACAGGCAUGAGGUGGUGUGAGUCUCUUUAAAGACAGUCAUUCGGCAGGCAAACAUGUAAAUAUUAUUGAAGAAAGACGAUUGUAAAAUGUACUAUUUAGUGGUAAUUGUCUUUCCUCCACACACAGUCUAGCUGGUUUCCUCUACACACAAUCAUACACUUGUGGCCUCCAAGGUUGAGUCAAUACAAGCUCUGAAUAAGGGUAGUGCUUACUCAAAUCAUACAAUUAUACAAUUUAUUGGUUCCAUAAUCUAAUACAUCUUACUAAACAGAAUGUAACGUUGCAUGCGCCACUCUUGCAUUGAACCAAGUGUUUUUAAAAAUAAAAAUAGUUUACAAAUAAUUUGAAAUUCUCCAGGCUCACUGUUAGCUCUUCAUUUAUGUCAUUCUCACACCUUGCAUUCAUCUUAACAAUCACAGAUACCAGAACUCAUGCACAUAGUUAGAAACAUAGAAUGUGACGGCAGAUAAGAACCAUUCGGCCCAUCUAGUCUGCCCAAUUUUCUAAAUACUUUCAUUAGUCCCUACUUAGAAAAUAACAAUGUUUAUGCAAACUCCACAAAUUUAGUUGCUAAUCCUUUCACUUCUACCUGAAGCCCCAUAGCGCACAGCUCCCCCUUUUCUGUUUUUGACACAUUUUGGAAAAUACACAAUAAUGUCACUUCCAGUAGCGCAACAGAAAGUACUUAUUGGUCAAUCUUUUUGGCAAUUACCUGCCAGAUCUGUUCCGAUAUCAGGCAAAUACACAACGGCUUCCAAAUCCUUUAGCUCUUUAUCUUUAAGCUCACACAAAGCUAGUUUGUGAUAUUUUCACUGAUAUUUCAUUUGAGGAUAGCCACGUCCCGUGCCUUUUGUAGGGACGUGACAGGGAUCUAAUUGUUUCACAUAUACCGUGAAAACGAUUGCUAACUUAAUGUCCUCUCCAUUUAAUUGUAAACAUCUCUCCACCCAUUGUGCUUCUUCUUAGAGACCUGCUACGGAUGGGGAUCACGCUUGCUGGUCACCAAAAGAAGAUAUUAUCGAGUCUUCAGCAAAUGGUCCCAGCUGAGAAGAUUCCCUCGGGACCCGGACUAUGCUACUAGUUGACUUUGCUGCACCAUUGGACUUGAGACCACCAAUCACAAACUCUCAUUGAGCAGUGCAAUAAGCUGAUUGGUUGCAGCCUUGUGAUGUCACCACUGACUGUCCAGCACGGUAUCUAGGAGAGGCAGAGUUUGGGGUGACCACACACCGCAUUGUGAAGGCAGCGGUAUAUCCCCUGUACAGUAUGUAUAUAAAUACAUUGUCAAUGAGUCUUUUUGUUUCCUC
Pelobates cultripes (western spadefoot toad) is the source of this 48405-nucleotide messenger RNA. The record is from the annotation of a GenBank genome assembly. NCBI's taxonomy places the organism in Eukaryota, Metazoa, Chordata, Amphibia, Anura, Pelobatidae.